Messenger RNA from Porites lobata, 54851 nucleotides. NCBI's taxonomy places the organism in Eukaryota, Metazoa, Cnidaria, Anthozoa, Scleractinia, Poritidae. The record is from the annotation of a GenBank genome assembly.
UAGAAAAGCUGUUAAUUGCAUGAAACCUAUGGCCGGCAAGAAUCUACAUUUGAAAUCGUGGUUUGAGGUUUUGGCGCUCAUAUCUCUCUGCUUCCCUUGCCUUAUAUUCGCCAGCAGUAAGUACCGUAUACACAAUGAAGUCUGCUGAAAAGGUGCUUAUUUCCAAUUAAAGAAUCACUAUGUGAAUACUAAAAACCUUUUUCUCGUCUAGCUCCAUGCGAUUGCUCUGUUUGUGGGUCGUCUUGUAGCGGCAGUAUCAACUGCAAUCCCGGACAAUUUCUCGUAGUAAAUGGGAGCGAGUUUGGAUGUUUCGAUUGUCCGACUGGCCAUUAGUAAGUACUAUGUUCACCACGAUUUCCUCGUUUUUAUAUCUUGAGAGUGGAGUACUUAGAUCUUGUAUUGUUUAAGAGUACCCUUUAAGUCUGAUAAUGGCCUCUCUGGAGCUUACGAUACAAGCCAGAGAGUGCAUUAUCCAACGACGUAAAACACAGUGGUUAUAUUUAUGGCACUGUGUAUUGCAUAAGGUUAAAAUAUUAGUAGAACCUUUCAAGAUAUUUGUUUUGCAGAAACAAAAUGAUAUUCUUCUCUUUUAAUCAUCGCGUUUUGGAGAAAAAUACCCCUCAAUUAUCUCGAAUAAUAAAGGUGAAGAAUACGUAUCAAGUUUUAAGGUUUUACAUUUACAUGAUACAGUUGUAAUUUAUUAUAAGUUAACAUUACAUCCCACUGUUUCUAUGGGCAGCUGAUCAGUUCAAAGGCAAACAAUGAAAAUAAAGAUAAGGAUCUUAGUUGAAAGCUCCGUCAGCAAGUUACAGAUUUUAAUUUGAAAACAAAACACUCUAAAUUUAAGCAAUAAUAGCCCAGUAAAAAUCUUAGAAUUUGAAACUGGAUGGAUGUUUAUUAGGAAAAUGUGAUCUCUUGGUUUUCAGUGGAGGUCCUCUUAUGGGAGUUACGUAUGUCCUUAGUCUGAAUUCGAAACCUGUCGUCACGUAUAUUGAGGAGGAAGCUAUGUCACCAUUGGUAUUUUACUACUGUAUUUGUGCUUUUCUCUGUCACUGUUGCAGUUCAACCCAUCUUUGUGUCGUUUUUCGCCAUUUCUGCUGCUGUCCUGUGACGCUCUUUCAAGGCCCGAUGUCACUUGUCGGAAUUUUAUCCUUCUAGGGCUUCAUAAUACAAUAUUGAAUGUAUAUUGUAGUGCUUUCAAACCGUAAAUAGUGGGUUUCAGUAAAUUUGUUUUGGUGAAAGUGGAUUCUAAAUUUUUCCAUACAAAAUUGUUACACUACACUAGUAUUGGGUGAGCAAAGGGUUUAUGAUCACAUUCAUGUCAUAAACACUAAAGGACAAAGAAAAAAAAACUGCAUUGUUGGCUGUUAUAACGUACAGUUGGUCAUUGCUGUUGUUGCCAAAAUAUCAGUUUACAAUGUAAGCUGUCUUGUUGGGUUAAAUUCUGAUUAGAGGCAUGGUCUUGAAACACAGACACUCUAACAGAUAAGAUGGGAAAAUGACACCAAGGUGGAUUGAAACUGUGAUAGUGACAUAGAAAAGUACAAAUACAGAAAAAGAAUAAAGUCUUGUCAUGGACAUAACUUAUUCCUCAGUACAAUGAAACAAAGGGUUUUGAAAUUUAGACUAGGAACAAGGGUACCCCCACCCCACCCCAUAGAGAGGCCUCUGUUACAUGUAUGGUCUUGUGAAUGAGACAUCAUUUUUUGAAUUGUUGUGUGGUGGCCAUUAGUAACGUGAUUGAUAUGCUUUAUUAUACAGUUGUCCUGGAGGAAAGAAUAGCUCAAAAGCUUGUCCAGAAGGUUAUUAUAAUGACAGGGCUGGCCAAUCUGAUGUAGGAGCCUGCCAGGUAACACUAGUAUCUUUGCUUUCCUAUUCACCACUUUGGGAAAAAAAUUUGGAUAUGGGAAGACUUUUGAGGCUGUUACUAGGGACAGAGAAAAUAUUGGCCAACAGCUGACUGGUGCAUUCCCAGACACAUUUCAGACACAUUUUUGGUUCAGUUUAUAGACUGAACAAUAUUAAAUAUUGUUCAGUCUAUAAACUGAAAGGUUUUGACUGAAUAUUUUUUGUUCUGAUUGAUAGGAAUGUCCUGCUGGGUUUUAUUGCCCUGAUAAAGGCCAAUCACCAAAACCUUGUGAUGUUGGUUUCUAUAGCAACAGCACAGGACAAAUAAAAUGUCUCAUCUGCCCAGAAGGUUUCCGUUGUGAGAAUCUUGCUUCAAAACCCACUCCAUGUGCUGAGGGGUUCUACAGUGCUGAGGGAAACACAACUUGUACAAUAUGCCCUGGGGGUUACCAGUGUCCAAAUGGUACAUCUCCAGCGGUUUGUCCAACUGGACAAUUUGCAUCCAUUGGCUCUACGUCUUGUAAGGCAUGUCCUGCUGGUCAUCGAUGCCCUAGGCAGGGAAUGUCUGCACCAGAAAGCUGCCCAGAUGGACAGUACACAAACCAAACAUUACAGACAGGGUGUAACACUUGUGAAGCUGGUAGGGAGUGUCCAAAUGGUGACCGUUCUUUGUCAUGUCCAGCGGGUUAUUUCAGUAAAUACGGACAGUCCAACUGUACGUCAUGCCAAUCAGGGGAAUAUAGCACUGCUGGGUCAACAGACUGUCUUCCAUGUCCUGCAGGAAAGCAGUGUCUCGGCCCUGCACUGGAACCAGUCAAUUGUACUUAUGGUACUUUUUCUGGUCAAGGAGAAAGUGUUUGUAAGCCAUGUCCACAAGGUGAGCUUAGCUAAUCAAUAUAUGUAAAUGACUUGAUAAUCCUUCAGGGUUGAUGAAUGGUAUUUUUAUUUCCUGGUUUGCGCUUCAGACUGUUGGAGAGUAAUUAAGUUGAUUGUUUAUCACUGUUGUCAUAUUACAGGUUACCAAAGUACACCAAGCCGUACAUCUUGUACACCAUGUGCAGCGGGAUUCUACUGUCCUGAUGCAAGGUUUGCUUUGAUACAUGUAUACAAAUAAAUAUUUAUGAUUCUUGUCUCACUAACUGGAAUCCAAUAAUAGCAUUAUUAAUGAGAGCUGCAGCGAUAGCCAUUAUUUGCUGAUGCGGUGAACCUGGAGAACUAUGUUUUGAAUAUUAUGUGGUGUUUUUGUCUGGAUAACCCUUUCAGUCAGACAGUUAAACAGUCAAUUAAUAUAUUCAGUCAGACCAUCAGACAGCCAAUCAGUGAAUCAGACAGUGAAACAGUCAUUCACAGGAAAUCUAUUGUGGAAUACAGCAAAAUAGUGAGUUGGAUAGUCAGUCAAACAGACUGCUGUGAGACCAAUAGCGAAGCAGCCAGUCGGCAGACAGUCACACUUUUAUUUACUUGACAUAUAUUUAAACAAGACUCACAGCAUAUGACUUGUUUGAUUUACAGUAACCCACCAGUUCCAUGCCCUGCUGGAAUGUAUUCUUUAGGAGGAAAAUUUGACAACUGCACAGCAUGCCCAGCUGGAAGUGCCUGUCCUGAUCCUGCUGGUGCUCCUGUAGCUUGUACAGGAGGUAAGAAAUUUUUAUGUCAAUCAAGACAUACAUUGUCAUGUCUUAGGCCCGCUCUUCUGAUUGGCUAUUUAGUGGGUUUUAGCGCCUAUGCAGACAGAACUGACAGAAGCCUAAUGGUUAGCAGCAUUCACAUUGUAGAUUUUUAGACUGAAAUUGGACAGCUUAAAAUGGUCUUCUAAGAAGUUGCUUUUCUUUACAUCCAUAAACAAAUCGUAAUGUAUUUUAAAAAUUUUGGCAUUACUUUAUUUUGUCGAAAUAUCACGAUCGUGAUCUCCUCAGCUGUCUCCUUGCCAUAACACAAAUCACACUAAAAUUAAAACAAGAAUUUCCAGGCUUGGUGAAUUUUACUUUUUUUCCAUUUUAUUUCCCUAUUUUAAGCAGUAAGGAUGAUAUUUCUUUUCACCUCUAAUUAGGUUCGGCACAUGUUAAGUCUGACAUUUGAACUGGGCCUUGGCAAUAAUGGCAAUAAUAGUUUGUCAAUAAACUGAUUCAAAUACGAAGCACAAAAUACACCAUCAGUGCACAUAGAAACCAAUGAUAUUGUUGAGUAGCAGGCAUCUGUGUUGCAUUUCCAAGUGCUGCGUGUGCUGCUCUCAAGGGUGAGUGCCACCAUUAUUCAUCAGAAGAUUUAAGUUCAAUUCCUGACAGUUUACUUUCAUAUUUUUCAGCUACUUAUGCCGAGGCAUUAUCAACAUCAUGUAAGACUUGCCCAGCUGGCUACAGUUGCCCAGAGAAUAAAAGGACCCAAAUAUGUCCCUUUGAUGGUGCACUUGGCUAUUUCUACAGCACAGACUCAAGUGAGUCAACAUUAAAUAAAUAUUCUAUUGUAACACCCAGCAUCUGCAUUACUCUAUUCAUGCUGCUUGCAGUACUUGUGGAACUCACUGGCUUCUGCCUGUGGCCAAAUCACCCUUACCUGGCUGACCUAUAGAAAUGUUACAUCAGAUGAACUUCACUCACAAGGUGUUCAUGGCAACCCCAUAAGCAACAGCCACUCAUGGCACCAUCAUGCACAAAAAGGAUUCAGUAAAAAUAUUUACAAUGUACAGUGUACUUAACUUGUGGGCCAGUGCCAGAUUGUGAUAAUAGGGAAAAUUUCAUUUUUUUACACCAAAUUGAAACCCGUCAACAAUAGAUGAGCAUGGGGAAUGGUGCCUGAAGAAGGUGGAGCCACAAGACAAGCAGCACAGCCAAACAUGUAGGGUAUCCAUGACAACUCUGUGAGUGGCAACCAGUAGGCACCAUCAUGCUGAAAAUCAGUGAAAACUAAAAUACUUAUCACAUACUUAUCAUGCCAAGAGUGAUGGACAGGACCAUCAUUAAGAGGCGGGGCUGGGGUUUUCUCAGCUUCUUUAAAUGUGGCCCCCAGCUACGUUCAGGGGAAACAGAAGAAAAAUAUAACCAAACGAAAUCUCUAGCUGUUUUAACCCCCUCCCCCCUACCUUUUGUAUUUACCCUGCAACUUGAAAUCUUAGUGACAUCUUUGGAUGGGCAUGGUGGGGGCAAAAUCACUGAAAACUGCAAAGUAGAGAGAAACAAACAAGGAAUGACUUGACAUCUAAAGCCGAGCUAUAAACAGGUGAGCCCCUGCAAGCAAUCCCUGGUCACCUCACAUACCAACCCUUAGGGAAAACUGCUAGCCAGUAUUGUUUUGUGUUUAACUUAGCCUAAAUUACAUUUGACUUAAUUUAUUGUUUGUUUUUUCAGUGGUGUCCUGUGCACAGUGUCCCAAUGCAAGCACUGGUCAAAUCUGUGAAUCACGAUACAAACUGCCAGUCAGUUGCAAUCCAGGAGAAAUCCCUAGCAACAAUGGAACUGUCUGCAUCAGAUGCAGACCAGGUUAUUUCUGCAGCACCCCACAAGAGGGAGAGGUCCCCUGUACCCGGGCAGGAGAGUAUUCACUUGGUGGGGCUACAGAAUGUUACAACUGUCCAGUUGGUUAUGCCUGUGCAAACAGUGGCUCUCUUCCUCAGGCUUGUCCAGUGGGAGAGUAUGCCGCAGUAAUUAAUUCUGUGAGCUGCAGUCAGUGCCCACCUGGAUCCAAGUGUCCUACGACCACCAGUAAUCCCAUAGCAUGUACAGCAGGUAUGGACAUUGUUGAUACUUGUGAUACAUGUAGUUGUUAAAAUAAAUUAAUGUCUUCAUAAACACCUUUGUUUUACAUGUAAAAAUUUCUAUAUAUUUCUGAAGUGUUUGAAAAAUAAUUUUGUUGUGGAGGCAGUGGGGAAUGGAGAGUCUUGUAUUAAGGUUUGAGUUAGGUUAGUUUUUGUAUUAUUAUUACUUCAUCUCUAGUGAGAUAUGAAAACAUUUCUGAUGCCUGGAAUAAACUGUAUUUUUCUCUAGGUACAUACAGUAACGCUGGUGCCACAACAUGUACACCUUGCCCUCCUGGUUCUGCCUGUCCCAACACAUCAGACUCCACCAAAAUUAUAACGUGCACACCUGGUACAUACUCUGUUGCUGAAGCUACACAGUGUUCAACAUGUGCACCAGGAAGAUUCUGUCCUCACACUGAGUAAGUUAAAAAUGUAUUAAGCCUUGGUUAGCAAGAUACUGCAAAACAGAUACUAGCACUAUGUGCAAGUCUCUACAAUUUGAAAUAAAAUAAAGUUAUGUAUAAUAUAUGUACGCAUGAAGUACCAGGGGAAUUGAUGCCAAAGUGAUCUCAGAAGAAUGCUUGCACCAUAAAAUUUUAUUAAAUAUUGAACUCACAAAGUUUCUUUUAUAUCACUUUUCUUACAUGGGUGCCUAUUGUCUUUGGGAGAGAGAGGGUCCCCUUUUCUCUAGUUUUGAACAAAAACUUUACCUAUUUGGUUGUCUCAGAUCCAUGAUGUGGGGACAGCAUGGCUAAGUGGUUAAAGUGCCGGACUGGAGGCCCACCCUGAGUGCUAGCUGGAUUUGUUCUCAGUAGUCCAAAGUUCAAAUCCUCGGCUACACUCGUAAAUAAAGAGCCAUCUGGUUUGCUUUCUGCCAUUUAGGAUUCUCAGCCAUUAUUUUUGUUAUGUGUCGUUUCUGAAAAGCCCCAUAAAUGGAAAGGAUAAUUAUUCAUGAUGCAAUUUAACUGUCCAACAGUUUGUAAUAAUUUAAGUUUAUUAUCGUUAUUUGUCUUUUAAAAACAGUAAAGAUAUUGAAUUGCCCUGUGAACCUGGCUACUUCUCAACUGGCAGUAAAGACUCCUGCGAUCCAUGUCCUCCAGGAUAUAAGUGCCCCAGUGCUGAUGGCAGCAGCAAUCAACCAUGUCAAGAUGGUGAAUAUGCAAUUGGAGGUGCAACAACGUGUACAAUUUGUCCCAAGGGAUUUGCCUGUCCUAACAGCACAACUGAUUACAUGAUUAAGUGCGAGGCAGGAUAUUAUGCCACUAGAGGGAAGACAGAGUGCACGGCAUGCAGAGCUGGAUUGUAAGUUUUAAGGAUUAACUUGAGAUAUUCACAUGUAUGUGAAUUUACCUCUGCAGUGCUGUGGAUUGGCUUUAAUUUGAUUUCAUGUCAUCCAUUUUCAUUGCCUACAUGAAUAAACUACUAUUUGACUGUUGAAAAAAAAAAAAAAGAAUGGGACGUUUCUUGCAUUAACAUUAGCACAGCAAUUUUUUUGUCUUCUCCUGCAUGGCUCAGUCAUGAUGCUUUUUUGUUAGAUUCCCUUCCAGCUAUAUCAAAUAUCAAUUAUUGCUUUGUAAUACACCAUGCACAUUUUUCUUCCAGCUAUUGUCCUUACACUGAUAAAAAGGAAGAACUUCCUUGUGAGUUGGGUUAUUAUUCUACUGGCAAUGCAUCAUCAUGUGAGAUAUGUCCACCAGGCUAUGAAUGCCCUUUCCAGGAUCAGGCUGUAAGGUAUGAGGGACUAAUUGCGGGUGAGAAGAGGAGCCCACAAUCCUAAUCUCCAGGUUGUCAUUAUGCAUGCAUCGCAUGUAUGUAGCCAGCAUUGUUUUGGACUACCACUAAGAUUGAAUGGAAUGCACAGAACGCAAUUUGGUCUUGGGUGUUUAGACCUUCUAUCACUCGUAAUCUGAUCACACGUGUUUUGACCAUCUGUCACAUGAAACUUAUGCAAAGCACAGCAAUAGAGUAAAAGGGUUUUGACCUUCGAUCAUUGUUCCCAGCACUCUGUAACCUUUUGUUAUUACAAGUAGUAAAAAUAAACUCUUUUACACCCUUGUUGUCUGAUGGUGGCUGGCCCUAUAAUCUGUGAGGAGAUCUGGAAAAUGGCUGUAGGCUUUGGCAUACAGUCUCUUAACAUUGCUGAACAAGUCAGAAAAACUUUAUUUAAUGAACACAAAGCUGACCAAUUACUUUGUUUACUUUUAAGUUAAUCCAAGUCAAUGAGAAAAAUUUUUCCCUUGGAGAUGGUAACAUUAUUUUGUUUCCAUAUGCUAUUAAUUGUGCAUCUUUUUAUUUCUCAAACAUUUUUUAUUUCAUUUGUAGGAACCUCUGCCCGAAUGGAACCUAUUCUCUAGGGGCUCAAAUCAAGUGCACCAUUUGUCUCCCUGGUAGCAAGUGCCCUUCAAUAACUGAAGGACCCACUAUUUGUCCUCCUGGAUAUUUCAGUGAAACAAAUGCUGCUGAAUGCAAGCUUUGUGAGGCUGGCAAGCAGUGUGCUGAUCCAGCUUGUGAGUUUCUUUUUUUUUCUCCAUUUAUUAAACUUUGUGAAAUGUCAGGUGUGUUUUUUUCACAAGCCAGCAUUGUCAUGUGUUUCCUUGUUUUCAGUUCUAAAAAAUGAUAAUUUACUACAGUAGAUAAAAGCCCCAAACCUAGGGCAGCUUGAAAAAAAUGGAGUCUUGGUCUGCAGACCAGAAAUUCCCUAACCAAAUAAAGAUCCUUGGUCAAGGUAAAAAUGUUUGUCCUCUUAAACUGUUGCACUUCUGUUUUUCUACUUUAGCUCCUACACCCUGUCCACCAGGAUAUUACUCUAGUGUUGGCUGGAUUCAUUGUUUACCUUGCAAGCAUGGAUACAGAUGUAAAGAAGGAUCAACCACAAAUAGUCCACCUGAAGGUAACGAAACCAUUCAAAACUUUUACUCCUUAGAGAGUCAAUACGACUAUCCUUAAGAAAAAUCCUUAAUUAUAAUGUUAAAAAAUGAACAACAAGUUGUAUCUUGUGAAAAUAUUACCAAAGAAGUUUCAUUUAAAAUAAACGAUCAAUGAUAACCAUCUUGAAACAAAACUUGGUAAGUGUACCAAUUAGCUUUGUGAAAACUGAUCGGCAUACUCAGUGUGCGAAGAAAGUGGUGUCCAAUAGGCUGGGGCGAGUAGAUUUUGCUAUUGGGCUAGCUAGUGAAUUCUGUUCUUAACUUGCCCUAGCGUGCAAGUGAAGUUUUGGGAGAAAUUCAAAUUUGAAGAAGAACUGUAAUCAAUCCUACUAUUCAAAAAUUUUGUGGGGUCAAUUAAAGUGACUCUUCUAGUACAUACUAGCCCUAGCUUGCCCGAAUGGCAAUCUGUAAAACUGAUUUUCUUUGCAUCAUGUAUACUUUAGAUUAUCCACCAUAUACAAACUCUACAAUGCUAUUAAAAUGAACUUACUGUGUCAUUGCUCUUUCUUUUUGUAGAUGUGUGUCCUGAGGGAGGAUGGUGUGAUGGUCGCACCCUGUUCCCUUGUCCACCAGGAACUUACAAUCCACACAAUGGAUCCCAGUCUGACAAAGCCUGUUUGCCAUGUCCAUUGGGUUAUUAUUGUCAGAACAGCGGCACAGUUGACUACAGACCAUUUGUUUGUCCACAAGGGCAUUACUGUCCCUUGGGAACAAAAUUCCCCAAUCAGUUCCCUUGUCCCGCAGGCACAUACAAUCCAAAUGUCAACCAGACUUCACGAUCCCUGGCUUGUUUGCCUUGUACUACUGGUAAUUACUGUGUUGCUGGUUCAAUUCAACCAACUCUUUGUCCUCCGGGUUACUACUGUCCAGCUGGCACUGGUGCAAGGACACAGUUUGCUUGCCACGCUGGAACAUACAAUGAUGUCUUUGGGCUAAAGAAUUACACAGAAUGUAAAGCAUGUCCCCCUGGAUCAUACUGUCCAGAUGGCUCUCUAACUGAACCUACAGUCACACCCAUUCCAUGUCCUGCAGGGACGUACAACCCCAACUGGAAUGUUGGUUUCUUGUUGAACUGCAUUCCAUGCACUGCAGGGUACUUCUGCCCACAGGCGGGGCAGGUUAAUGCAACAGAUUAUUGUUAUGAGGGAUACUAUUGUCCAAAUGGCACCAUUGCUGGGCAUCAGUUUCCCUGUCCACCUGGAACAUAUGGCGACAGAGCUGGCCUUACUCUGCCAGAUGAAUGUUUAAUCUGCCCACAGGGGAAAAUCUGUGGCUGGGGCACUGGUAUAAACAACAACAAUACCUGGACAGAUUGCCGUCCUGGUCACUAUUGUCCUCUAGGUGAGUUGUGUGUAAAUGAUGGGUGGCUACAUGUAGAAGAAAAACCCCAAGUGACCCUUUGAGAAACUGCUAUUUUACCCUUCCAAUUUGUUGUGCAUUUGCUUGUGAAUCAAAAAGAGAAUUCAUUAUUAGAUCAUCAGUCAAAUGAGGCCCUGCUUAUUGCAUGACCCCUUCAAGAGAAUGCCUCAGUGGAAUUUUUUUUAUACCUGCUCCCUUCAUUUGACUUCCUUAACUUCAACCACGUCAACAAGUAUUAAAACAGAAUAAAUUGUAAUAACUAGCUCUGAAGAAACCUGAAACACUUUAUUUAUUAUUAUAUAAUAUCAACAUUUUAAUUCUUCCUACUGUUUUUCCCAUUUUUACAGGAACAGGCUCAGCAACCAAGUUUCCUUGUCUUCCUGGAACAUACUCAAGUAGAACAGACUUAUUUAAUGCAUCACAGUGUGACAUAUGUGACCCAGGAAAGUACUGUCCAGGUGGAGAAGCCACACCUAGAGGUUCAUGCCCUCCUGGCCAUUACUGCCCUGCUGGAACACGAGUGGCUGAACAGUUUCCAUGCCCAAAUGGAACUUAUAAUCCAGAGUUUGGAAAGUCUAGUGUAGAUCAAUGUCUGAACUGCACUCAAGGACAUUUUUGUGAGAAAGGAACUGUACAGCCAGUUCCGUGUCCAAUUGGUACGUGUAUUUCUUUGUAUAUAAUAUGUUUAUUAUCCUUUAAAAGAGAAAUGUGCUGUUUUACAGUAUGUAACAACUGAUGGAAAACAUCACAGGACAUGAGAGGCCCCAGAAGAAAAUAUUGACUUGAAAUCAUGUCUUUUAACCAUUAAUUUUAACGUCUAAAGAACUUUAAACCACUGGCAAUAUUUCAAUGAAGCACUGGCCCUUCUACAUGUUUAAAAAUGUUUUAUUUAAAGUUGUUUCUACAUUUAGUAAUGUAAUGGGUAAUAAUGCAGUAUAAAAAUAUUAUUGAAGGGCCAAGUUUUUUGCAUGGAUUAAUUGGCACAAAGAAGCCCUAAAGUCAAGGGCCAUUAUUGUUGCUCUUUUCAUCUUUCAAAAUGUCAUUGGGCCAUCAAUUACCUAUUAAGGAAAAUAAAAGUUUGAUUUGUAGGUGGGAUGCUUUUCCUCUCACAGAGAAACUAAGUCCUUUCUUGCAUCUUUUUUGUGUAGGAACAUACAUGCCAUAUGGUUACAACUCAACUAGUGACCAAGUUGAGGGAAGCCCAGCUGGAUUCAAAGGAGCUUGCCUUGUUUGUGAGGCAGGACACUUUUGUUUAAAUGGUACUGUGUUACCCUAUCCUUGUGGUAAAGGAAAGUAUACUAAUCCUGGACAAUCAGUUUGUCAGCAAUGUUUAGCAGGCCGUUACUGUGACAGUGAAACAACCACAGAGACAGCAAUGAAUACCACCAAGUUGUGUCCAGCAGGACAAUACUGUACUGUUGGAUUAAAAGAUGUCAGUGAGGCUACAAACUGUAGCAAGGCUCACUACUGUCCAGAAGGUAUGUAACUUAAGCAUGUUCUUGAGAGUUUUAAUUUGUUAUGGAGAAGCUGUGGGGAAAAUGAGGGAGUUAGUGGGACAGGUGGUGGGGAUGGUUUUCUUUUCAGUAGGUUAUUUUGGUUGGAUCCGUUUUGUGCAUAUUUUGCUAUUCUUUACAAACACCUUUCAUGUAUCCUUUACCUGCUUUUAGAAGGUAACACAUAAAGAGGCCGUCAACUACAGCUCUUUCCCUCAAUACAGCCUAGUCCCCAUAUCACAUAUCCUGGUAUUAAUUUUUUAAUCCCCUCCAUAAGUUCAUGGUGACCUGUUCUUAAGAGCAUACACUGAAAGGCCAUGAUUGUCAUCAUAUCUCACUUAUAGGUACUCCAAGAGAAAUCCCUUGUCCUGUUGGAACGUUUAACCCAAAUUUCAAUGGUGAAAGUGUUUAUGACUGUACCAUGUGUACUGCUGGGAAAUACUGUCUGGAGAAGUCCAUUCAUGAGACAGGUGACUGCAGCCCUGGACAUUACUGUCCCACCAACAUCACUGAUGGUGUCUCCAGCUUGCGCAUUGGUUCUUAUGGUCCAAAACAAGUUUGCUGCCCCAAGGGAACGUACCUUAAUGAAACAGGAGGGAGGUUUGAGGCAGACUGCCGUGAAUGUGUUAUUGGGAAUUACUGUCCAACUGGAUCUGAGACACCCACAAUUUGUAUAACAGGUCACUACUGUCCACCUGGGUCUGGUGACCCUGUGCCAUGUCCUAUUGGGACAUUCAAUAACCACAGUGGAGCAUAUUAUUUGGAAAACUGUACAGCUUGUACACCAGGAUGGUAAGUAGAGGCUGUCUCAGAAAGAAAGUUGUCAACAGCCAAGGAAACUCACCUGACAUCAUCAGCUACCAUUGAAGUGCCAUAAGGUUUAGUGAUAAUAUUGUUGUAAUUAUUUAAACAAAGACUUCUUAUUUGCAUCUGGGCAUCAAAUGAAAGGGAUUUUGAAGCCGUACGUAAUUGCAGUAAGAUUCUCUGAGGUUACACUCCUUCCUUCAGCAUUCUGCCAUUGUGUGUUUAAUUCAGCAGUUUUGCAGUUCCUAUUUUUUAUGUGACAUUUUUAGAAGUGUCAGGCAUUUUUCAAAACCACUGGGGUGGCAUUAAAUGCACUGCUAUUAAUUGUUUACAUGUACAGCUUUUAUUUUAAUCUAUUAAACUUCAAAUGUCAUUGUUCCUAUUGUUUAAAGGUACUGUGAUGCACAAGGUCUGUCCAUUCCUAGAGCACAAUGUGAUCCUGGUUAUGUCUGUUAUGGUGGAGCAUACACAGGAACACCCAAUGAUGGUGUCACAGGGCAACCAUGUCCUGAAGGCACAUUUUGUGUAACAGGGUCGUUUGAGUUUGAUUCCUGCUCUCCUGGAACAUACAGUAAGAGUACAGGAGGAACAAGUGAUCAGGACUGUCAGCUUUGUGACCCUGGUUAUUACUGCUCUAAGAAACAGUUAACAGCACCAGAGGGGCCAUGUUACCCUGGUUAUUACUGCCCAGAAGCAUCCAUUGCUCCAAAUCUCACAGCCACACCUGCAGGUCAUUUCACACGGCUUGGAUCAUCAGAGCCGCAGCCUUGUUUGCCAGGGACUUAUCAGCCUCAUGACAGGCAAAGUAGCUGUCUUACUUGCCGGCCAGGAUUCUAUUGUCCAACAAAGAACAUGACCAGUGACAUUGAGUGUGAACAAGGAUUCUACUGCCCUCCUGGUUCAGACAGACAAUUUGCAUGCCCUGCAGGAACAUUUAACAAUCAUACAGGACAGGUGUAUAACUCAAGCUGCCUGGGAUGCCCUCCUGGAAAGUUCUGUAAUCCAACAGCACAAGCUGUUCCUACAGGUACACUAAGUCUAACUUUUAAGGCUUUGUUCUUCCAAUACUUUGUUUACUGUGAGGCUUGUUAGACCAUGCAGUAGUUUGUUUGUAGGGUGUUUAAGAUGAAUUAUCACACUUUUUCAUAUUCUGAUGACCAGGUGACUGUGAUGCUGGCUAUAUCUGCUUUUACAAUGCAACAAGACCAACACCAACGUUUGAAGAAGGUGUUCUGGAAUGGGGUCGACUAUGUUCUGCGGGCCAUUACUGUCCAGCUGGGACUACUUAUGAAAUACCUUGCCCUGAGGGGACAUAUCGGUAAGUUUACAGACCACGGUGAGAUGAUUUGUCGGUAUCUAGUCAGAUGUAUAUCCAAGAGAGUCUGAUUUAUACUGAUCAGAGCCAAAUUGAAAUGUCUGUCACCAUUAAUGUCUGUCUUAAAAGAUUUUCUAUUCUUAAACUUUCGUCUGUUGGUACUAAAUAAAUUUACUCCCUCACUGUGUCUCUGUAGCAAAGUAACUGGUGGAGGAGCUCAGAGUGACUGUCAACUGUGUGACCUUGGUCAUUACUGCAAUGGCACAGGCAAGACUGAUGUUACUGGUGUCUGUGCACCUGGGUAUCAUUGUCUACGUGGUGCUAAAAUACCAAAACCAAACAAUGACUCCACAGGAGGCAUCUGCCCAAGAGGGCACUUCUGUGCUGCAGGAGGGCAACCAGAGAAAUGUGCACCAGGUACCUGAGUAUUUGUCACUGGUCUAUUUAAACAUAUUUCACCGGUGAAGUUUGCCAUAAGAGAAACAAAAAUCUCAUCAAGAGGGCUCACUUCCAAAAUAUCAUUUAAUAUAAUUAAUAUUGCAAUAGAUAGUAAUUUGUCAAAAGCGACAGUCAAACAAAGAAGAGAAAAGGAAAGCUGAGAGGUGAGAUUUUUCUGAUGGCGUAAAUAUAAUAAUGAUAAUGAUAAUGAUGACAACACAGGAAAGUACUACUAAGUAGCUUUCAUUUGAAUGGUCACACUUAAGGAUUAGUAGCUUUCAUUUGACAGGAUUUGUAGUACAGUCUAGGAUUUCAUGCACAAUUCAAGCAACAUGAAUAAGGUAGUGUAGGUGACAUGGUCUCAUGGAAAAUGUAACAUUCAAGGCGGGGGUUGGAAGAACUAAACAAAUGAACUCUAUAACCAACAUUAACAAACCUGUAAUAUUUUCCUCUAGGUUCUCAUGCUGCUAUUGAAGGAAAGGAAACAUGUGAUGAAUGCCCUGCUGGUACAGAAUGUCUGUCUGGAACAGUUGACCCACCACCUUGUCCACAAGGCUACUACUGCUUAAUUGGCUCAGUAAAUAAUGGGGCAAAGCAAGCUUGCCCUGCUGGAACAUUUGGCAAUAGAACUGGACUCAAAGCAGAAAGUGAAUGCACUUACUGUUUAGCAGGCCAUUACUGUGAAACACCAGCAUUGACAGGCGUUACCGCACAAUGUAAUGCUGGUUACUUCUGCCUGAAAGGAGCGUCAAAACCAACACCACAAGAUGACAGUCGCAAUCCUCCUUGGUUUGGUGAAUGUCCAGAAGGUGGUUAUUACUGUGAGGAAGGUGUUUCAGCUGAAAAACCUUGUCCACAAGGAUCAUUUGCACCUGGUAUUGUUGGCAGGUUAACCUCACAGUCAGAAUGUACUUUGUGCACUGCUGGCCAUUACUGUGCACUUGGGCACCAAGAUGCAGUAACAGGCGAGUGUGAUGCUGGUUACUUCUGUCUUGAAGGGUCCCCAACAAAAAGACCUAACUCCACCUAUGGGGGUAUCUGUCCUCCUGGUUUCCACUGCCCAUCUGGUUCACCCUUGCCAAAGCCAUGUCUGCCAGGAACAUACAACAAUGCAAGUGGUCAAGCAACAUGUUUGGACUGCCCAGCAGGUUUUUACUGCAGUGGAAAUACUACCACCCCCGUAGAGUGUCCUUCUGGAUAUUACUGCCCACAGAACACAAAGUAUGCAAAUGAUAAUGCAUGCCCUGAGGGAACCUUUAACAGCUUGACAGGUAGAUCUGCUCCAGGUGACUGUGUCGACUGCACUGCUGGAUAUUAUUGUGAUACUCAAGGUAAGAUAUUUUUCAUGGAAGCAGCUUGAAAUAUGCACUGCAACAUAGUCCCUUAACGGUAAUAACAAGUCUUUGUUAAACAGAGCAUUUUUCUAAGUUUGAUUUUCCGGAAAAUUAACUCUUUCAUUCACAAAAUGGAGUCAUUAAAGACUUAUAUGCUUCUCUGUGUCUAGCUUUUGAGUCUGAAGGGAAAAUCCCCUUGAUUGGCUAUGCCUUGUAAAUUACAAUUUGAGAGUUUUGUCGUAGUGUGAUAUUUGUUACCCCUGGAAGUUUUUGGGAGGUUGAAGUUGUGAUGACCAAGAUUCUGUUAGCCUAGGGGUAAUACAAGGUGCAAUGUGCUCUUUUUUAUGCUGCAAAAAGGUAACAAAAUACAGUAGAUAGCAUUGUUAUUCCUAGUAUCAAAAUAAUACAAGGGACUGUGAUUUUCUCUAAGAUAUUUUUAUAUAUCUUGCUAUAGAAUAGAAUUCUCAUGUUUUAAGUACUUUGUUGAUGGACUAAUCAGUGUGCAUGCAAGAAAACUACACAACGUUAAUUGUUUUUUACUUACUUUUUAUUAAAGGUCAAUCCAAUGUCACUGAUAUGUGUGAUCCUGGGUACUACUGUAGUGGGGGUACAACUGCUGCCAGACCAGUCACCAAGGGAGGAAAGUGCCUCAAUGGGACCUACUGUCCCAAGGGAAGCUCUCAACCUCUGACAUGUCCUGAAAGAAAGUACUGCGGAAGUGAAGCACUCUCAGCACCAUCAGCAGAUUGUGCAGCAGGGUUUUUCUGUCGUAAUGGAUCCAAAACAGACAGACCAACAGAUGGCAUUACUGGAGAUGAGUGUCCAGCUGGGUCAUACUGUCCUUCUGGAAGUUUCACGCCCACACCAUGCCCUCCUGGGACAUAUUCUAAUACCACCAGGAAUGAAAAGGUAGAGGACUGUGCUAACUGCACCAGUGGGUAUUACUGUGAAGGGUAUGGAAACAAAAAAGAAACAAACAAGUGUGAAGCAGGGUUUUACUGUCCUCCUGGUCAAAAGGUUCGGAAUCCCAAUGGUUUGGAGUGUACUCUUGGGCAUUUCUGUCCUGCUGGUUCUAAAGAACCAAUCCGAUGUGACAGUGGAACUUACCAGGAUACAAUUAAUCAAGUGUCUUGUAAGGUAUGUGGUUAUCUUGUACAGGGAAAGUUUAUGUCUUAAUCUUGUACAUGAACAUGAUUGUCACCAUCAUUACCAUUGUCAGGACAUUUUUGGGCUCAGUAAGUUUAGACAAAAUGUCCAACAGCAAAAGAUUAUUUGAUGUUUGGAUGGUUUGUGAGAGCCUUGAUGACUGAUAAUUUCGUCUUGCACCUUAGGUAUGCCCAGAGGGAUUCUACUGUGAUAAUCGCUAUGCACCUGUGGUGCUCUACCAGAAUAGCACCUGUCCCCCAGGUUUCUAUUGCCCAAAUGGCACUACAUAUGCAUUUGAGUUCCCAUGUCCUCUGGGGUCAUUCAGCAAUGUCUCUGGUCUAUCUCAUGUCACUCAGUGUACUCCAUGCCCUGGUGGUUAUUACUGUGAUGAACUGGGGCAGACAACCUUCACCAAGAAAUGCGAUCAAGGUUGGUACAUAUCUCCGUAAAAGAAUUAAUACCAAUAAAAAAUUCAAUGAAAUCCCAAAGGAUGAUGCAAACGUACCAGCUCAAUGCCUCCUUGUAGCUUCUUUGAGUUCAAACCACUUUUAAUUCCUCUUUAUCAAAGCUUCCCAUAUCACCAGCUGCUUGUGACUCUGCCUUUUCAUUAGGCUUUGCUCUGUGUGUCUGUUUCACUGCAUUAUUGACAGAUUUGCAUGUAUAUCUCAAUGAAACCCUCUCUGUACUCAACUUCAUUUCAGUAGAACUCCAAUAGAAAAAUCGCCAAGGAACUGGCAAAACCAUUUGUUAUGUCGCAAAAUGUAUGUCAGGGUCUAUUUUCAUUUGUUUAUCUUUCACUGGGGUAAAGAAUGCCAUUUUUUAUACAAGGGUUUUUGUUAUAUAGGGUCAGUCUGCUAUAUCUGGAUGUAAAUGUAUGAAUGUUGGUUGACACUCACACCAGCUCUGUUUUAAUCCAGCUUAUCACUGUAGCUAAGUGGUUACUGGCUUCCUUCACUUGAACACAGCUCCUAUUGAUAUUGUUAUCAUUCUUAUAGGAUAUUUCUGCAGGAGCGGUUCAACUGUGGCAACACCUGAAUACAACAUCACAGUGCAACUAAUAGAUAAUACAACUACGUUAUUGUGCCCUCCUGGGACAUUUAACUACACAGAUGCUGGGCCAUGUCCUGCUGGCUUUUACUGUCCUCUUGGCACUGCAGAACCAGAAAAAUGCCCACCAGGGACAUUCAGCAACAAAAUUAAACUCUUCUCCAUUGAACAGUGUGAGAACUGUACUGCAGGAAAGUACUGUGGGACCUUCAACUUGGUCAAGCCAACAGCACCCUGUCGAGAAGGGUACUACUGUCCCACAGGUUCAUCUCGGGCUGACCAGAUCGAGUGCCCUGCUGGAAGAUAUUGCCCUGAAGGAAAUUUCGAGCCUGAGCUGUGCCCCAAUGGAACUUACAGAGACAUCACUAAGGGAAUAUCUGUUAGCGAUUGCUUCAACUGUACACCUGGAUAUUACUGCCAAGGUUUUGGGCUGACAAAUGUAACUGGCCCUUGUGCAGAAAGGUAUUUUGCAAUAAGAUCUUUGUUUUCCUGUUAUUUACCACCAAGGGAUACUUUUGUCACUUUGGUGGGAUUAAAAUGUGCCUUGACCUUAUGCAGAAAGAUAUUGCUUGGAAAAUGGAUGCCUGUUUAAGACUAUAUAUUUAUCCUUUCUUUUCACUUACAUUACUCUGCAACAGGCAAGUUUUUCUGUUCGUUUAGAAUUGAAUAUGCAUGAAAAUGAAAUAUGUGACGAAAUGUCCCAGUGGCAUUCUUCAGAUUUCAAGCAAUGGGGAUGAUCGAAGGAGGGCAAAAUUAUCCUGGUCCAAACACUAACCUGAAAAAAAUUUCCUAGCUUUAAACAUUUCCAGGAAGCAUUCAAUGAUAUAACACAAAAAACAAAAACAUUUCCUCUGUCUCUCUCUGUAUAUGAUUUUGGUUCCAAAUUUUUAUUCUUUUCUAGCAUUUUUUAGGGUCAAAGGCCUUUCCAGAGUUUUAAGGGUUUCAGUUGUUGUUUGGACAAUGUCAGACUUUAUUCCAUAGGAGAAAUACUAGAAGUUUAAGUCAAAAUGUAAAACUGGACUUCUGUUGGUGUAUGGUCAAAGAGGUCCAUAGGACUAAAGAGGACCAGAAACUGAUAUGCAGCUGUGCUAUGUUUGCAUGAAGAAAUCAUGUUUGUCAAGGUCUCUAUUUUGGCCUCGAAUCCUCAGAUUGUUUUGAAUACCCAAACAAUCCCUAUUUAAAUCAAGCCACCCAAAAAAAUACUUGCCUAAUUUUCCUACCCAAAAAAAUCCCCGAAUCAAAAAUUUCAAACCAAAAAAAAGUCCUCCAAUCAUCCCCGUCACUUGAAAUUUAGAGUAAUCCCCCUGGGGAAAAUGUAUGAAUAUUAAUAAUCACAGCCUUCUGUAUACAGAUACAUAGAUACUUAGAGAGAGAUGUACCUCGAUAAACCAUACUUUUGCCUCCCUGCAUUCCUGUCUCUAUUGUUCUUUGGUUGUUGUCAAGAAGUAUAAGCUACAGUGGUUAUUAGUAAUUGUAAUUUCUAUUUGUAGGUAUUACUGCCCAGGAGGCAACAGUGUAAGAGACCCUCAUCAGUUCUUCUGUACAAUUGGUCAUUUCUGUCCAGGAGGGACAUCAGAACCCAUCCCUUGCCAAAAUAACAGCUUCGCCAAAGCCACUCAUGCAAAAGAAUGUUCUCUAUGCCCAGCUGGAUUUUUCUGUAAGAUUGCUGGUGUUCCUAAGAAUUGCACAAGAGGUUAUUAUUGCCCCUAUGGUACAGGCAUUGACUUGAAACCCUGUCCAAAAGGAACAUAUGGAGCUCAGGAAACCUUAGAAAGAGUCUCCCAAUGCAAGUCUUGUGACCCAGGCAAAUAUUGUGCAUAUGAGCAUGCUACUAACUACACUGAUGAAUGUGAUCCAGGCCACUGGUGCGCUUAUGGCGUUGACAGACCUGAUCCCAUUGGAGAUAACAUAACAGUGUAUAAUGCAUCAAGUGGAAAUGACUCAUGCCCACAUUAUGAUGGUAGAGAAACAGGCUAUGGAGGUAUUUGUCCAAUUGGUCACUACUGUCCUCGAGGCUCAAAAGCACCAUUACUAUGUCCUGCAGGAAAGUACUGCCCUGUUCCUAAGCUCAGCGAGGGGCUGACCUGUGUGGAGGGUUACUACUGCCCUGGAAAUAACUCUGAAUAUGAGUCCCGCCCAUGUCCACAAGGGUAUUUCUGUCCUAAUGGCACUUCCCAGCCAUACCAAUUCCCUUGUCCACCAGGAACAUACAACAACAGAACACGACGGACAAGGAUAGAUGAUUGUGUCAGUUGUAGCCCUGGAUUCUACUGCCCUGUUGAAGGUAUGUUUGCCAACAUUUUAAGUGCUGUAGCAGUAUCAUGGUUUAAAGACGACAAGCAUGCUGAUAAUACGAUGUCUUAUUCUGUCAAAUGUCCUUCGGUGUGAGAGUCCAAAACGUGAAAAUCCAAGACAUUGAACAGUUUAGUUGUGUCGCAGCUGUGGGGAGAAAGUCCAUCUCUUAAGCUUUCCACUCCUAACACUUAACUGCUGGAAGAUUCUAAAAAGGCAAAUGCUACCAUGCUAAAGAACUGACAAAGUGUCAUUUAGUUACACGUUAGGAUCUAGUCAUUUUACUCAAAAGUUAGUCCCACCAUUAAUUUUUCUUAAACUAUAAACCCCAACGGUGAAAGAGCAAGCAUGACACCUUACCUGAUUUCUUUCUACUUACUGUUCUAUUUACUUAUUUUACUGUUUGUUAACAGGAAUGCCAAAUCCCAUUAAUACCUGCGCUGCUGGAUACUUCUGUCGACGUAACGCAACUACCUCCACUCCUGAUCAACGAGAAGAUGCCAACAUCUGUCCUGUUGGACAUUACUGUCCCCAAGGAACUGGUGAACCAAACAACUGUCCUCUAGGCACAUUUGGAAAUGACACGGGUAACUUGUAUUCCUUAAAUUUCAUUCAGAAUUUGUACUUUGUUUUCCUUCAAUUUCUCUCAGUAUUUGUACUUUAAUUUGUAGAAACAGUGACUGUACGUCUCAUGAUUAAAGAUUAUUUUGGGUUAUGUUGAGAUAAUUUUGACUCGCUGGUGAAAGAUUGCCUGGAAUUAGGUCGCAUUGCACUGUUAUGAAUGUUAUUUAUUAGCUCAACCCCAUUAUAUUUCAAUGUGUCAGAGGUAACUAACAGCAACAGCUUUUUACACUGGCCAGUCCAUCCCAUAAUAAAAAAUUGCUGCUCAACACUUUUGCACUGCCCAUAAUACACUUUCCCCCCAGGAUUUUGCUUAAGCAUUUUUUCCAAUUGCCCUUGGAUCAAACGUGAUACCAAGGAGAAAUCAGAAACAAUGGUUGUGCUACCUUUAGGUGACAAAUAAGUUUUAUUAAAGCUGGAUUGCAAAAGCUCUCAAUGCACUAGUUCGCUUUUAAGUUCCUUGCAAAAAUUAGUCGUUCAAAAACUCCCCGCAACGUUUUAAGGCAUUCAAAGUGAAAUAUUUAUCUACCAAUUCAGGUUACAAAGACGUCAGUGAAUGCUGGAACUGUACAGCUGGCUUCCAUUGUUCUCAGUCUGGGCGGGAUGCACCUGUUGGACCCUGUGAUGCUGGAUAUUACUGCCCAACUGGCUCGUCUAGUCCAAGGGAGGUUCCCUGCUACCCUGGUACCUACUGCAUUGGAAACAACAAAGAACCAGAGUUGUGUCCCAUUGGAACAUACCAGCCCAACAGCACCAGAACAAGUAGAAUUGACUGUAUCAACUGUACAGCAGGUUAGAUUUGUAAAACGUCUCUUUCAACAGUAGCUAAGAUUCCAGCCACCUUCUAUAGAAUGAUACUAUUACCGGUACAUGGAAUUACUGCUCAGACGUUUUUACUGAAUGCUCUCAUGGACCUUAGUGAUUUGCUUAAUUUAUUAUUGCAGGUUUUUACUGUGCCACACCAGGACGACAUGAUGUAUCCGGUCCCUGCAAGAAUGGCUCCUUCUGCCCAACAGGUUCAUCAGUACAAGACCCUUUUGAAUGCCGAAUUGGUUUCCACUGUCCCCUAGGAAGUUCCUUACCUAAGCCGUGUCCCGCAGGAUCAUUUGCAAACUCAUCGGGAAGAGAUAAGUGUGAUCCAUGUCCCGAGGGAUUCUAUUGCUUCCCACUUGAACUGGCGGGAAAUGAAUCUAUUGGAUACCGCAUCUGUCCAAGAGGUUACUACUGUCCAGAGGGAACAGGUCUUGAUUGGCGUUCUUGCCCAGCCGGGACAUACAGCGACAGGUUUGGGUUGUACAUGGAAAAGCAAUGCAUGGACUGUGAUCCUGGUAAAUACUGUGAUGGACGGAAUCUUACAUCUCCAACAGACUUCUGCGCACCUGGUUAUUAUUGCACCAUAGGUAAGCGAUUUAUGUUCAGAAAUAUUUUAGUUGUUGACUUGGUUAUCUUCUUUACGAAUGCCAUUACUAUCAUACAGUGAAACGUAUUUUUAGUGGACCCCACAUCAAGCAGGCGCAAUGCAUUAAGCAGAUGAAUGGCUCAGUAUGUUUCAAAUGUUCCUUCUCAUAUUUUAAGUAAUACGAGCCUGUAUUUAGCAGACACCUUUAUUAAGCAGACACCAGCGAAGGUGCCACGAGGGUCCACCUAAUGCAGGUUUCACUGUAGUUGCAUGAGCCUUCAACUCAUUUUGCACCACAUAGAUAAACGAAGAAAAGUGUCCUUGAGGAGGUUUUUAUUUACAGACCCAAAAAUAGAGGUGGUCUGUACUACUCCCAAAAUCAACUCUGGAAGUGAAAUUCGAGGAACUGAUUGCAUAUUGAUACUGAUAUUUUAUGUUACAGUGAUUUAUUAUAAAUUGAACGUUAAUUAUAUGCCAAAUUGUUGUUUUUAUUUGUUUGUAGGUGUAUCUGUGCGGAAGCCUUACAUUGAUGGGUACAAUGUGAGUAACAGUUCGUGUCCCAAUCCAACCUUCUUGGGGCAAUACACUGGUAUUGGCAACAUCUGUCCUCCAGGAACAUUCUGUACGGGGGGUUCCAAUGUACCCAGAGACUGUGCUGCAGGUACCUACAAUGACGAGAGUGGCCAGAAGGAGUGCAAAGCUUGCCCAGCUGGGUAUUAUUGUGUAGGACGCACAGUCACUUACCUUAAUUUUACCUGUCCCGGUGGUCAUUACUGUCAAGUCAACACCACACGGCCUUAUGAGUUCCCGUGCCAGCCUGGAACAUACAACAACUUGACUGGACAAACAACAAGUGCAUCAUGCGUUCCUUGUGUUCCAGGUAGUUACUGUGAAGGUGAUGGCAAUUCAUGGCCUACAGGCCUCUGUAGUGCAGGAUGGUGGUGCAACGGAAGUGCAACAUCCAACAUGACCACCACACAUGGUGGCCGAUGCCAACCAGGCUAUUACUGUCCUGAAGGGUCAGCAUAUCCAAAGGAGUGUGACGGAGGAAAGUUUUGUGAUGUGGCAGGGCUCAGUGAACCCAAAGGAAAUUGCAGUGCAGGUUAUUAUUGUAAGCUUAAGGCAAGCAGCUCAACACCUACCGAUGAGACUGGUGGUAAAUGUCCACCUGGGAAUUACUGCCCUGAGGGUUCAACAGACCCCUUCCCAUGUGAUCCAGGAACCUACUAUGGUGGAGAUGGUGCAACUAACUCAAGUGCAUGUGUACCGUGCACUGAUGGCUCAUUCUGCAAUACAUCUGGUCUUGCUGCCCCUGAUGGACAAUGUUCGGCUGGAUACUAUUGUCCACCUGGGCAGUCAGUUGGCACUCCAUCUUUAUAUGUUUGUCCACUGGGUCAUAAGUGUAUUGCAGGAGUCGGUAGUCCUGCAAAAUGUGAAUCUGGCAAAUACCAAGACGAACUUAAGCAAGACAGCUGCAAGGAAUGCCCUGAAAGAUACUAUUGCAAUGCGACGUAUGGCGGAGUAGAGAACUACAACUUAUACCUGUGCCCUGAAGGAUACUAUUGCCCAAAUGGUACUCGAUUUGCCGAAGAAUUUCCAUGCAGCAUUGGGACCUUUAACAACUUAACAGGCCGUGCCAGUCAGACUGAAUGUACACCAUGUCUUCCACGUUAUUAUUGUGGUGAAUCUGGUCUGACUUAUCCACGCACUCUUUGCAGUUCCGGUUUCUUCUGCAAGAAAGGUAAAUGAUUUGUCUUUGUUCCAAAAGGUGAUUUUGAAUUGAUUGUCACAAAACCACUUGCAGACAAUCAUAGCAAACCAGUCACAACUUGAAGCAGCCUUAAGCCCAGGAAAACGCCAAAAUUGAUAUUGGUCUUCUGGUAAUUGGUCGAGAAAAUGUUAUGAAGCAUUCUAGCCAAUCACAUAGUUUGCCAUACAAGGCCAAGACAAAAGACUUCACUUUCGACAAACUCUUACACUAACGCUUAGGAUUCUGGUGUUUCUCAAUACAGUGAAGUAGUCAUCCGUCUGGUAAAUGCCUCUUGCUCAUCACUGGAAUAUAAAACUUGUUUGUUAUUAUUUGUUCAGGUGCAACUUCUGCUACGCCCAACCAAGGAAGUGAUGCAAAUGUAUGCCCACAGGGACGAUACUGUCCUGAAGGAACAGAUGAACCAGAACUUUGUCCACCUGGAACAUUCAGUAACGCACUGGGUAAGCUGACUCAGUCCAGAUAACAAAGAGUUCUACUAAGAUGUGAAUAACGUCUCAUUCGAUGGAAGCAAUGUAGAGAUAACCUGUUUAUUCAUUUGCCCAGGCAUAUUCUAAUGAUUUUAUGAAUUUCUUUUCAUUAUAGGCCUGCACAACUCAAGUGAAUGCACACCAUGCACAGAAGGAUACUACUGUCAGUUUGCAGGAUGGACAAAUGAAACAGGACAGUGUCAACAAGGCUACUUCUGCAUCAAAGGUUCAACCAGCAAGCAGCAGGAGGUCUGUCCAGCUGGGAAAUAUUGUCCUGUGGGCACUCAUACACCCAAAGAUUGCCCCGUGGGAACCUAUUCUAAUGCAACUGGCCUCUGGAAGGCAGAGCAAUGCAGAAACUGUACAGCUGGCUCAUACUGCUUUGAACCAGGGAGGACGUACCCCACAGGACCUUGCAGGGCUGGAUAUUACUGCCCUACUGGAUCCCGUGUGGAUAAUGCUGUACCAUGUCCAAUUGGUUUGCAUUGUCCUGAGGGUACGUAUUGAAUUAGUUUACUGAAAUAUGUGGUGAAUUAUGAAAGAGGAGUAGAAAUCGUUUUCUAAAUCUCCAUAGUUGUGCUCGCAAGUGAGACAACUGUCAGAUGGUAGAGAUUCAUUAAAACGGGAGCACGUGCACCUUUACGUCUCUAAUUGUUUUUUAACCCCCAGUGUAGGGUUCAAUCCUGGCUAAUAUCCAUGUUUAUUAACUAGAGGUUUUGCAUGUUCAGUGACUAAAUUUCCCGUUAAACUUUGAUGCCAUUACCAUACAGGAAGCGACACUCCAAAAGACUGCCCUGCUAAAUCAUUCACCAAUGCUACAGCACAGUCAUCCUGCCAGGACUGCCCUGCGGGAUAUUACUGCAUCCCAGAAAAUGUCACUUCAGGGGACCCACAAUCAGGCUACCAUGCCUGUCCAAGAGGGUACUAUUGUCCGGCCAGGACUGGGCUAGACUGGAACCCUUGUCCACUUGGUACUUACAGUAACCGAACACACCUUAGCUUGGUGACCCAGUGUGAGGACUGCCCAGGAGGGAAGUACUGUGGAGACCUUCAUGCCAUACAACCAACAGAUGACUGCUACGGAGGAUACUACUGUACAUCUGGGGUCGACAAACCUGAUCCUGUUAACUCAGAGAACGGGACCUCUUUGCUUGGAAACUGCUCCAUUCUGGGACUACAUACAGGUAAAUUAUGCUCAGAAGGCAUUUGCCCCUUUGGUGAGAUUUUAGAUGCAGAUUAUUUAAAAGGAAACCUCACGUGUUAUAUCGUAAAAUGCUAAGAAACAAAAUAAUGGCAUAGCCAUGCUGUAGAGAUUUCAUACGAAUGGUUGAAAAAUGGUUUCAAACGUUAGAACCAUCUUCUAUAUUAUAAUAAACAGUACCACAGGAAAGAAGGUUUAAUUUAUUGGUCACACUGUAGGGUUUCUAAAAACGAACUUGCUUUGAUGGGGUGUUAAAGUAAGGCCUGACCCUUUCAUGCAUUUUCCUGUAGGCUUUGGAGGCCGUUGCCCAACAGGUCAUUACUGUCCUAAGGGUUCUACACUACCAAUAGAGUGUCCUGCAGGAAGUUACCAAGAUAAAGAAGGUCAAACUAACUGCAAGCUGUGUCCAGCUGGAUAUUUCUGUCGUGCCAAAGCCUCUACCUACAAUGACACCAUCUGUCCAUCUGGAAGGUACUGCCCCGUGAAUACCAGUGUUCCAAUUCUCUGUCAAGAGGGCACGUUUAAUAAUCUAACUGGGCAAACGGAGGAGUCUAACUGCGUUCUGUGUACUGCUGGAAAGUACUGUCAGGGAUCCGGACUAAGUAAACCAACUGCAGACUGCUAUGGAGGAUGGUACUGCGUGAAUGGCUCGACAAAGCCAACUCCUGAUGGAGGUAAGCAUCUGAAUCCAAAGGUUCGAUGUACUGAUUUUGUUACGUGAUGGAAACGAACAGGAGUAUUUAUUAAGUUUACUAAUGAGCUAAUUGUCUCUCAUUUGCAUUCAGCCCGUUGCCCUGUGGGUCAUUACUGUCCUAAUGGAUCAGCGUUGCCCAUAAGUUGUGACCCAGGGAAGUAUUGUCAACGUGAAGAACUAUCCGAGCCAGAAUAUUACUGUGCUGCUGGUUACUACUGUACAUCUGGUGCUAGUCAAGCAAGACCUACAGAUGGGGACACAGGAGACAUAUGUCCAAAUGGCACUUACUGCCCAUUGGGAAGUGCUGCACCCAAAAACUGUCCAAUAGGAACAUUCUUGAACAGCACAGGAAAUAUGUAUGUUCUACAGACCAUACUUAACAAACAUUGGUUCUCUCACAGAGAAAAUAAAAAUUUUUCAUCACUCCUUAGCUAAUGUUAAACAUUUCACAACAUAGCGAUAUGAUGAAAGACUGCUGAAGGGAAUUCAUAUCAAAUGUUCACUGUGCCUUUUCAUUCGCAAACUCAGGUCUUCAGUUAAUGUCUCUUAAAUCGACUUACCAGUUUUAAAUUCUAAUGAAUACAUACAGUUAUUGCAAACGUAGGGAGUUAACAAGAUGCAUAACUGGUUACAGUCGCAGUUUGCACAGGGAAAUAGUGCAGCCGUCCAACUAGUGUUCAGUGAUGUUUAGUGUGGUCAUUAUUCGUGUUUGUACCCCCCUUUUCUAUAGGAACAUCACUGAUUGUCAAGAUUGUACUCCUGGGUGGUACUGUGGUGGCAGUGGGCUCCAUGUGCCAACAGCAGAAUGUGCACCUGGAUACUAUUGCACUGGAAGGGCUGAAAAUGACCACCAACAUGAGUGUCCUCGUGGAUACAAGUGUCCUUUGGGCAGUGCAAACCCUGAACCCUGCGAAGCUGGAUAUUACCAAAAUGAGACAGGGCAGUCAACCUGUAGGAUAUGCCCCCGUGGGUUUUACUGCAAUGACACCAAUGGCCCAGUCAUCUCGUAUGGGCAGUACAUUUGUAUUGAAGGUCACUACUGUCCUAACGGAACCAGGUAUGCUGAAGAGUUUAAGUGCCCCCCUGGUACGUUUAACAACAGAACAGGGAUGGACGAACAGGCGGAUUGUCUGCCAUGCACUGGCCGAUAUGUCUGUGACGAGUGGGGACUUGUCAGACCAAACAGGCUGUGUGGUGCUGGAUAUUACUGCCGUGAAGGUGCCAAUAGUACGACUCCUAAUCUUGGAGACAAGGCAAAUAUCUGCCCAGAGGGUUACUACUGUCCAGAAGGUAUGACAAACCGUAAAAAGUUAUCAGGUGAUUGCAGUAAAACCAAAUUAAUAGGAAUUACUGUAGCCAUUAAUCUGGUCACUUGAGGUAGGAGCAUGUUGCUAGAGCCAAGUGUCGGAAAGCGUGUGCUAGCAAAACACAAUUAGGUUUGGUUUUUAUUUUUUAUUACUUAAGAAAGUGGCACAGUAGCUUGUAAAAAUAUGCAGUUAUGAAAUGCUAGAGCAAUUGUCACUGCUGUUUCAAACGAACACUACACUAAGGUCACUGCAACGUGUUUGGAUGCAUUGUAAGAACUGAAUGCUUUGUAGCAAAGAACCAGAUAGUUGUGGAGCAUAUAGGCUUGACUACCAGCUGCUGUUCAGGAAGUGAACCUGCACUCCUGCCUAAGCAUUUUGAUGUUCCGCUUGUGUUUGCUGUUUUUGUUUAACGUUUUUUUCUGUUUUUGUUGUUUGUUUCUCAUUUAGGUGUCGAUCAUCCUAUAGCUUGUCCAGCUGGUUCAUUCAGUCCUUCAAAAGGCCUCCAUGCAGAACAUCAGUGCUUAAAUUGCACUGGCGGGGAAUUCUGUAAUGAAACUAGCAUGACGAAAACGGCAGGUCCUUGCAAAUUAGGGUACUAUUGCCCAGAGCGUUCAACAAGCAGUGAAGAACUCCCUUGCACUCAAGGCCAUUAUUGUGAAGUAGGCACCUUCCAUCCUUCCCCUUGUCCAUCUGGAACAUAUUCCAAUGGAACCAAACUGACAAAGGCUGAAGACUGUACCGAUUGCCGACCAGGGUAUUACUGUGAUGAUAGGGGUCUGACUGCACCAAAGGAUGAGUGUGAUGAAGGAUAUUAUUGCCCUAAGGGUCAAAACGUCAGCAAUCCAUUCCGCUGCCUAGCUGGAAAGCACUGUCCUCGAGGAAGUGCUGAACCUCAAGACUGUCCUGCAGGGAGAUUUGCUGAAAGCGCGCAAUCGUCUGUGUGUAGUGAAUGUCCUGAGGGCUUCUACUGCGUACCAGAACUUGUUAUCCCAGGUAAGUAACGUUCACCUAACCCUCUCACUGCAGCUAUAUGAAGUUUUCUUUUUACUCGAAGGGAGCUGCAUGAUCUACAAAAUCAAUUGGGAGCAAAAACGCAGAUUAUGUAUUCGAGAACACAGCUUUACGUGGUUUUAACAUAGUCCUUUUAAAAGACGCCACAUUCUUAUCGAUUUACAAUAGGUGUCUCUAGUUCUGCCAAGCAUGACUGUCCUGAAGGAUUCUACUGUCCAAAUGGCACUGGCAGAGACUGGAAAAAGUGUCCAGCUGGCACUUACAGUGGUCAUAAGAACCUAGUGCGUGAGCAAGACUGCAGACCGUGUCCUGGUGGCAAAUACUGUGGAGGUACCAACUUGACCAAACCGACUGGAAACUGCAGUGCUGGGUAUUAUUGUGUUUCUGGUGCAGCAUCACCAACGCCAUACAUGACCAACUUGACGCAGUGCCCCGCCCAUUAUGUUCACAUCACCAUUGGAAAUAUUUGCCCUCGGGGCCAUUUCUGUUUGUCCGGAAGUGUAAUUUUUGAAGGUAUGCAAUUUAGACAAUAAAUGUAAGGGUCCCUGGUGACAAUUCCUUUCCCAUCUCUCUCACAAACUAUCCCUUUACUUUAAACACAGCUAAAAAGAGCAGAGAUUCUCAAACAAGCAACGCCACGAUUAACCUGUUCAUGCGGAGGUUAACCGUGAAGUAUGCCAUAUGCUCCGCGAAGUCGUUUUUUAACCCAUUUUGGAAGAAAAACAUACCCCUGGAAAUCUCUGGCUCACAUGGCCUACCACUCCCAGCUUCUGCAACAAAACAAUUUUGAUAAAACUGCGAAGUUUAAUUUUGUUUUGCGUUUUCUUGUCUAUAUUGACAGACCAAGCCUGUGUUUAUUUGACUUUUGUUGACAGGUUGUCCAGCUGGUUUUUACCAAGAUAUGGAAGGCCAAGGUAGCUGUACGAAAUGUCCAACGGGUUUCUACUGCUAUGCUAACUCAACAACAUACAUCGGUAAUGAUUGCCCAACUGGCCAUUACUGCCCUGAAGGGACACCCAACCCAUACUACAAACCGUGCAAGCCAGGCACGUACAAUCCCAAGACAAGGGGAAACUCGUCAUUGGAUUGUUUGCCAUGUGAUCCAGGUCAGUACUGCCUGGGCUAUGGAAAUGACAAACCUACAAACAGUUGCAGUGCUGGUUUCUAUUGCCCUGGAGGAAAUGAGCAAGCUGCGCCAAGUGCCACGCGCUGUACGCAGGGUCACUACUGCCCACAAGGAUCUUACAAUAUGACAAAAUGUACACCUGGAUAUUUCUGUGAUGCAGAUGGUCUUUAUUCACCCACUGGAAAGUGUGACCCAGGGUAUUAUUGUCCUCUGGGGUCCAGUUCUAGGCGCCAGAUUGAAUGCAUAGAAGGGCACUAUUGUCCUUUAGGAUCACCUGAGCCUCAACCGUGCCAACCAGGCUUUUAUUUGCGAGGCAAAAAGAAGGAGAAUGCAUCUCAGUGUGUAGAAUGUAUUGCUGGCAUGUACUGCAAUAGCAGUGGUCUUAGCUAUCCCGACGGACUGUGUGACUUAGGUUACUUCUGUCCUCCUGGACAGAAAGUGUCAAGUCCAAAUGCACACCCAUGCACUGUAGGACACUUCUGUACCAAGGGCUCACCACUGCCUAAGCGCUGUCCAAAUGGCACAUAUGAAAGUGACCAAUAUUCACAUGUGUGCGAUGAGUGCCUACCAGGAUACUACUGUGAUAACACUAAUGUUGCUGUGAGCAAUUUAACAGGAUAUGAGUGUCCAACAGGGCACUUCUGUCCCCCAGGGACAUCUUUUUCUACUCAGUACAAGUGUCCUACUGGUACGUGGAGUAACAAGACUCGACUUGAAAGAGCUAACCAGUGCACUGACUGUCCACCCAGGUAAGAUGAACUCCUUCUUGGGACUGCCCAACAUAAAGCUUAGCCAAACUACAGAAAUCAGCUGUAAAAUAGACGAAAGCGGUGGUGUCAUACAAAACUAUUCCUGAUGCAUGUAUAUGUGAAUGAUUUCAUGACGACAAGGUUGAAUUUCAAAUGUGAAAACCAAAAUAGAGCAUUACGAAUAGCAACUUAGAAAUAUCUCUGUGUUUCCUGUUGUGUUUUUGUUUCUCUAAAUCCUUUCCUCUCGUUGUUUUUAUCCACCCACAUGUAAAAAGGAACAAAUGAACCAAAGCCCAACUUAAUUAUCUAUUUAUUUCGAUUCGGUUUCGCGCUGAACUAAGUACACUAGAAUGAAAUAUACAUUGUCACACAAGGCACAGUGGCAAUAUUGUUAGUUGCUUCAUCUAAAAUGUCAAGUUAGGUGUCUGUUUUAAACAUCCCAUCAGUUAGGCUUAGCCACUUGUUCUAUGCCGUAAGGAAUAAGUACAACUGCAGUCCCGUGGGGCUCUUUUCUUUAUCAAUACUUAAAGGGCCAUCGUCACCAGACAAUUUGCUCCCUAAAGCAGAUUGAAACAAACCUUACAUGUGAUAAAGAUGAGAUGGUGACAAGGUUUUUUUUUACACGUUUUUUGUAGGUAUUAUUGUCAAUCAGAAGGAUUAUCAAAACCACAAGGAUUGUGCCUUCCUGGAUACUAUUGCAGUGGCAAUGCCACAGUUCCUAACCCAGCUUAUGCAGAAUGCCCGAUUGGACACUACUGUCCUGAGGGAAGCUACAUUCCCACGCCCUGUCCACGAGGCUCCUUCGCCAACUCGAAGAGGAAUCAGAAUGUUUCAGACUGCAAGCCUUGCAGCCCAGGAUAUUACUGUGAUCCAAAUGCCACCAUUGUUCAGGAGAGAGAAUGCGAUCCCGGCUUUGUUUGUAUCUUGGGUAAGUUAGUAUACAACGUACUAAGAGGAGUGUGACAAAUGUUCGAGAAAAGUCUAAAAAUCAAUUUGGUAAAGCGACGGUAAUGUGUUUGGUAAAGAGCAAGUACGCCAUUUCGCCUUAAACAAAAAUGAGAAUGUAAUAUUUGAUUGUUGUAUUUUUUUUAAUUAAAUGAGCGAGUUUAUUUAUUUUUGUUGUUUUCCCUUCAAGGUUCAACUACCCCACGGCCAACAGAUGGUAGUGAAGGAAAGGUGUGUCCCCAAGGACAUUUCUGUCCCAAGGGAACAGCAGUUGAGAAGCCCUGUCCGAUAGGUACUUAUGGUCCAAUUGAAGGCCUUGAUGAAUGCUAUGAGUGUCUGGCUGGCUACACUUGUCCAAAUACGACUAUAAUACACCCCGUACCAUGUUCUCCUGGUCACUAUUGCCCAGGCAGCAUAAAACUACCUAAUGGUAAUCCAUGUCCACACGGAACCUAUCAACCCAACAGGUAUCGAAAGUAUCUGAAUGAGUGUCUUCCCUGUCCUCCUGGCCAGUACUGUGAACUUCCUGGACAAGCAAAUGCCACAGGUCCUUGUCGGGCAGGAUACCUUUGCAGGGGUGGGGCAAGUUUUGAUGCUCCAAAUGACACAAGUGAUGCUUACAACGGGCCCUGUCCUCCUGGAUAUUACUGCGAGGAAGGGACAACAAAUGGCACCAUGUGCCCAGAAGGAACUCUCAGACCCUACCCUGGUGCCAAGUCUCGCAAUGAUUGUUUACCUUGUACUGGAGGAAAGUAUUGCUUUCAGCCAGGUCUACUUGUUGCAACAAGUCACUGUGCUGCAGGAUACUACUGUCCAGCUGAAGAAGACAUUCGCACACCAUAUCCUAGUCGCUUCCAAUGCCCAACAGGACAUUACUGUCCAAAUGGUACAGCUAACCCAUACGGCUGCAAUCCAGGGACCUAUCAAGAAAGAAUUCAUCAGUCAUCAUGUGAUGUUUGUCCAGAGGGUUAUUACUGCCGAGCAAACACUUCCAGUCCAAUACCUUGCCCAGCUCAUCAUUACUGUCCAAACGGUACCCAUACACCAGUUGUGUGUCCUAAUGGAACAUUCACAGAUGUAAAUGCUUCCAAGCUCAGUGAUGUGGAUCAGUGCAAGCCGUGCGAUGUUGGACAUUACUGUCAGCUUGGUGUGAUUGCUGAUAACUGCUCAGCAGGUUACUUAUGUUACAUUGGAAAUCCAACGCCUACCCCAGAUGGCUCCAACAAGACUAUUGGUGAUGAAUGUCCAGUUGGUUACUAUUGUCCAGCUGGAACUCAUGAACCUCUAAAGUGUGAACCAGGAUUGGUGAUCCCAUACAAGAGAGCACGUUCAAAGUCAGAGUGUCAAACCUGCCCUGCUGGCAAGAUCUGCAGCCCGGGAAGCUCCAUCCCUGAGGACUGUACCAAGGGACACUAUUGUCCCUUUAAUGAUACAAGAAGGCCUUGUCCGUUGUACACGUUUAAUAACGUGUCUGGUGCAACCGAUAUCAGUUUUUGUCAUCCUUGUCCUGCUGGUUACUAUUGCUGGUAUGAAGGUAAGAGGUUGAUCCCUUAACAAAGCCUGCCGCCUUUUAGAUUAGUUAGUAAAGCGUUACACUCUGAAGCCACAGGAAGAGGAUGCAAAUCACACCUGAACUAACAUCUGGGUGUUAAAAUAAUGGAGGUCAAAGUAGUUGCUUGGGUGUGACGUAACCGCCCUUAAUGCCAUACAGUACUUCACGGGAGGGGUGGGGACGACCUAUAGCAACUGCGUAAGACUUCUUGAUGUUCGAUCCUAUACCCAUUAGCACUUGCAAAGAGUAAUGUAAGUUGCCUUUGACUUCUUUGCUGUUAAAGUUAUUAAUUAAUUAAUUUAUUUAUUUAUUCUUCCAUAACGAGUGUUACACGUGACUUCCUACCGCAUAAACAUACAUGAAGGAUUCUUCGCCCUUAGAGCGGCCUACAAGGACAUUAAUUAGUCAAAGGCUAAGAGAUACAAGGGGUCAUUGAUCUUUUUCAGUAGAAAUUUGUUUAGGUGACGACCUUAUUACCAAGUGUUUAUAAAAUUGAUCUACAUACUUCCGUCUCUCUCAACAGGUAUCUCAGACUACACCACAGUUCCAUGCCCAGUGGGUCAAUACUGCCCUAAUGCCACAGACAGCCCAAUCCCAUGUCCAAAUGGAACCUUCCGAAAUACUACCAGAGGGCGAAACAUUUCCGAUUGUCACCUCUGCCCUGCCGGUCGCUUCUGUCCACUGUCCAAUAGCAGUUUCUGGGGCUAUGAAUGUAAAGAUGGCACUUUCUGUCCACCGGGUAGAACUGCUCCUACUGUGUGCCUGGCAGGAUAUUUCUGUGACAAGGCCCAGACUCAGCUACCCUGCCCUGCAGGAUAUUAUUGUCCUAAGGCAUCACCCGCGCCCAUUCCUUGUCCAGAGGGACACUAUUGCGACCCAUUGUAUAACUGCUAUAACGAUUCCAUACAUAGAGACGCGGGUGCUUGUUACUCCAAGAUUUGCCCUCUUGGUAUGUAUUCUCAAUUUGCAUUUACCUCUUUCGUUUGGAAAUGCCUCCACAUGUACGUUUAUUUUUUUUUAUCCUUGCUUUUUACAAUCUCGGCAUUUACAUUUAAAAUUUUUAUUUACGGUUUUUGAAGCCGUCCACACGGUACUCGUCUUUGAAAAUGGAACAAACUUUUCCGUCGACAUCAAUUUUUUUUCUCUCUAUUUUGUUGUAAAACAAAAAAGAGAUAACCUUUAAAUCGCUUUCUUAACAGGUUACAGACAUAAGGAUGGCGCCAAGGGAUUAAGUUUCAAUGAGACGUGCGAAAUUUGCAGACCUGGUUCCUUUGGCAAUCAUGCAAAUCGUUCAGUUUGUGAAAUAUGCAGAGCUGGCGUUAUAUGUUUAGAAGGUUUGUAAAUGCUCCUUGUUUACUUAAGAAUUUGUCAAGUAACAUCCCCUUCUGCAACAAAUGGGAACUUUGUUGCGCAAGUGGUUUGUCGGUUACCAUACGGUAUCAAUACCCAAACUGACUCAACAACAGACCUCCCCCGAUCUUCCUCACCGUGAAGCUGUGUACGGUGCUGUUUAUUAUGCUGUACAAGCUGCUUCUAACUUUUGAGUCUGUGGAUUAAAUCCUCUGGUGUGAACACUCAAAUGAAAGCUACUGAGCAGUACUUUCCACUGGUACUGUUUACUAUGCGGAGCAAGAUUCAGUAUCGUAUGUUUUGAAUCUUUGGGUGAAAUCCAGGAGUUUCCAUGGAUAGGAAAACUACUAAGUAGUCAUAUCCUGCGGUACUGUUAAGACUGAACUGGUUCUGUUGUCGUCAUUUUAACCUGAAGCAACAUUCUUUUCUUCCUCGUUAGGAGCAACUUCAGAGUUCCCUGGCAAAAAUGAAUCAUCAUUUGGAGUUAACAACACCAACAGCUUCCUGUGUCCAACGGGACACUACUGCGAGAAAGGAGACUUGCAACCCAGACCCUGCAAGAAUGGAACUUACAAUGACCUCCUCGGUGCUGAACACGAGGGACAGUGUAAACCUUGUACUGAAAAUCACUUUAAUGACGAGAUCGGUAGAGAUAAAUGCAAGUUCUGCGGUAACGCUAAAGCGAAGGGUAAAGGUAGCGACACGUGUAGCUGCACCGGACUAAACCGUGUUUUCAAGGUACGAGAAAAAUCAGUGAUGACAGGUCAUGUUUUGUGUCGAACAACUUUGAAUUCAGUCAGCGAAAUAUGCCAUACUUAGGUGGUGAUCACUUUGAACUAGCUGACCUUACAGAAUUCCGAGUUCUUUUACACGAAUUAGACUAGUCUGAAAUAUUUGAUAAGCAGUGGCAGAAUUUCUCACCUGUAAAAGGAACUUAAAACGUAAUUUUUUUUGUUUUCAGCCAUCACAAGGAUCGUGUGGAUGCGAGGAUGGCUACGAAGAGAUCAGUAACAGCUUAGAUUGUAAGCAAAAAACUUACGGCAUAUGCGGUGAAGAUACAUGGCGAAAUGAUAAAGGAAAUUGCUGGAAUGAAACACAAUGGUUGGAUUACUGCAGUAGUACAGUAAGUUUUUUAAAAUGCCGUAGCGUGUAUGGAAUCAAGAUGUUCUUCAGCUUUUUAAAUACCGUAAAUACUCCAUUAACCCUUGCGUGCGCAAUUUCCUGGGAAGGAAAAGGCCGCUAAAAAUACUACCAACAAAAAAUUUAUUUCUUGGCAUCGAUCUUGAUAGUAUGAUGUCAAAAAUUGACCUAGACUGUUUCGGGAUACAUUACAGUCAAACCAGGUCAAGCGUUCCCGUCGCUAACGAACUAAUGAAUUCAUUCACGGAAAAAUGAUUUCGUUUGUUGAUUCAAUAAUCCGUUCAUAAAAUGAACAAUCCAAUAUUCAUAUUUAGCCUCGAUUCCAUAAUCGAAUGUUGAUUCGAUUACUGUUUUUUGAAAAACUACACUUUCCACAAGUUGACCUCAGAAUUUUGUUUUUUCCUCUUUUUUUUCUGAGAGUCGAGUGCUGGCGAGUUCUGAAGUUCAAACCCAAAGAAACUGUUACAUGUACUCCAGUUUGCUGCCAGUAAUCAGUGCAACAGACCUAGGCCUGACCUCUUAGAAAACACAACGGUCAAACUGAGGUCAGUGUAUGUGCGGUGAUUGGUGGAUUUCGAUCCUCGGCCUUUGUCAGUUUCUUUGCAUUUGCGGUCUGUCUAUUCUAGCUGUUAUUUUGAUUAAAGGCAAUGAAAAACGCAAUCGUAAACGGCAGGAAAAAGGAAGCAAAUACGAUUGAACACAACAGAGAAGAAUAAAGAACAGGUAGAUUUUUUUCAUAAACCAAAUCAACAUUUGAUUAUUGCAUCGAGGUCCAAUUUGACUGUUGGAUUAUUCAUUUUAUGAAUGGAUUAUUGAAUCAACAAACGAAAUCAUUUUUUCAUUAAUGAAUUCAUUAGUUUGUUAGCGACGGGAACGCUUGACCUGGUUUGACUGUAAAUUGAAGCUAGCCCGCAUUCGGUAACAGAAAACCAAAUAUUCUAUUUUUGAGAAUUUUUUAAAAAUAAAAACUUGACAAAAGUGUGUCUCAAAAUAGUUGCCCAUAAAGUUUAUCCCCGAAUGAUUACUCCACACAGCAACAUACAUCAAAGCCAGUGAGAAAAAUCGAUCCAAUGUCACACAAGCUUUAUUUUGAAACCAAGAAUAAACGGUGUUAAAACUAUGAAAGAAUGGCUAAAAUCUUUGACUGGUCGAUACAAAAUGGCGCUAUUUGUAUAUGUUUCUUUGUAAAAUGACAAAUUUUGCUUCGAGUUACCUUCGAGUUAUAACGACUGUAAGAUGUCAUCGGGAAUGAUACGGGGUGGUUUAUUCACCAACUGCAAGUUCGGAUUUUUUUCUGAUCCUCGGCUGCAUGAACCCCAACUCCUUGUACUUCAGCUUUUCCACUUUUUAUCAUAGUUCUUUAUGGAGAACUGAUACCGUCGUCUUUUCUAAAUCAAAUAAGCCCCCCUCAAGUGGGUUUGAAAUAAAUAACCCAAACGGGGGUUAAAACUGCUCAUUUGAAUGGUCACACUUUAGGAUUUCAUUCGCAGCCUCAAAAGUUAGGACCUCCUUGUACAGCAUAACGAACAGUAGCACAGGAAAGUACUGAUUAGUAGCUUUCGUUUGAAUGGUCACGCUUUGGGAUUUCAUCCUCAGACUUAAAAGUUAGAACCACCUUGUACAGCUUAUUGAAUGUUCCAUGCCCUAUAAAUUGCACCUUCAAAAACGUUAUCUACUGUUUUCAUUUUACUUUUCGCAGUCGAAAUGCCCUUCCGGUUCUGUUGGAUUUGUCGGAAGUCAGAUUGCUUUAUGCAAAUGCCGGGUCACCAGCACAGAUGAUAUUUGUGACAGAGAGUGUAAAAAUCAACAGAAGUAUCGCUUAUCUGUCAUUUGUACAGAUCCACCAAAGCUGAAAAUCACGUCACCAGAUAACGUAGAGGUAAAACUUUUCCAGGUGUUGAGAAAUUUCCAAGCCAAGUAACCCUCCCCCGCCGAGUUACUCGGCAAAGUCGCCUCAAUCCAGUCAGUGAAGCCCAAAACUAACGACUCUUUGCUAUUUCUUCGAUACCUUUAUGAUGCUUAGUGUAAAACAGUUUAUUACUGACUUAAUUAGGAGCGUGGGCUGCCUGUGGCUUUAAGAGCAUUUAUGUACCUUUGAAAUGAGAGUGAGCUGGCUUCACACAUGAACCUUGUUAGUUUUUUUUAUUAUUUUCUAAAGCUUUGCAUUAAUACACGUACGAUUAUUCAAUUGUUAUCUCUCCUUUUUCUUUAAAACAGAGGUUUUACAACUUAUCAGACUUCUCAAAUGUUCCGAACUUCGCAGAAGCUUUCGACUGUCAGGAUGGUAGCGUCUUUGCUGUCAGCAUAACCGUCAUGGAAGGUCAAUAAUUAUUACCUUGUUUUCAAUUUGUAAAGAAAAUAGUUUUAUGAUCUUAAAAGUGAAAAUUUCGUGAUAGGGUAGACCUCUAUUUUUUCGCCUCCUCCCAAACCGUCCACCGCCCCCGUUCCCGCCUCCUAAAUAGAUUUGACACUCAUCCAGAAUGGUCGCCUGUAACGCAAAGCGCUCGAUCUCGACAAUCUUAUCGAAAUAUAGGGAAAUGUGAACAGUCUAACUGGUGCUCUGUUAAUUUGUCUGCGUUGCGGGCGCUUGAAAGAAAAAUCGUACUUCAGCACAACCCUUCGUUUUUGGCUUUUUGGCUAUCAGUUGUUUUAUGCGGUCGUAUACUACAACUUGGUUCAUCUAAACAUCUCAAGGAAAGCUGGUCUGAAAUGGUCUUUCACACUUACCAUCCAUAAAAGAGCCGAGAGGAAUUCCUUGAGCUCUCUCUUUAUUCAGUAUGCUUGCUAAUCAACCUUCGGUCAAAUGCUGUAAAAAGGGCGAGAAAAGCAAUUUAAAAAAAUUAUUUAAUAUAAGCAUUAAUUCUUAAGUACUGAUUUACAGACGGAUUAACCAUUGGUGCUUACGAUCCUGAUUAUAAUGACAUGGUGGACGUUUUCGAUAAUGCUGUUGAGCAAAAUUCAGCUGGCGUCAGUAACUCCUCCUCCUCAAGGCGUCGCCGAGCGGUGUCCAGUCUAUCAUAUAGAGGCGUCAGCAAUCCGACCACGUGUCUUACACAUGGUUCUCACAUGAUCUGGAAGGUGUCAAACUCGGAUUAUCCUAAGUAUGAUAAAGACAGUCUUUAUAACACCAAUCCGUCAUUUGACGAUGGACCAUUCAGAGCUUUGGAGGAAAGACAUCAGCUUGAGUCUACGAAAUUUGAGUUAUUUGCUUACAAGUUCGAUCAGGAAGGUGUUUAUGUGUUUACUUCAAGCAAAAAUCCAGAAAGUGCAAUGGUGAGUGUAAUACCCUGCUUAUGCUGGGAGAUGGUUGUAUCGUUACACUUAAAUUUCCAUCUCCGCUCUUUUUUAGCUUUGCAAGGUGGAUUAUUGUCAUGUAACCACAGUGUAGGCUGUAAAUCAUUACGAUCUUUAUAGUUAAUAGAAUAACGUCACAAAUUGGUGAAUCAUGUCACUAUCUCUAGUUUAAUACUAUCAACUGACUAUAGACAGCUCACUUUGACUCAACGCUGACUCCCCUACACGCUUUUGGAGCGACAGUCACAGAACGACACUUACCGGAAGAUCAUCACAUGACUGGAUUUAUACCAUAAAUAUUGAAUCUUGCUGGGCGAUUUUUCUCCCUUUCAGCUUGUACGUGUUAUGGCUAAAGGAGCACAGUGCGCUGAGGAUGGUCCGUUCUUCUCUACCACGCCACGUGUUGUUAUUCAGAAUGGUAUUGCUAUCUCCAGGGAUAUUGUUAUUAUGCCCGACUGGGUGUUGAUUGGUGCCAUGCUGGGAAGCUUUGGUCUGUUAAUGCUCAUUCUCCUGAUUGGCUUGGUAGGUUUUAGUGAUCAACCCUCCUACUACUUCUUCGGGGAGGAAUAAAACAUUUAAAUCUUAAAUUCCGUUUUGUAAAAUAGUGAAAAACAAAUGCAACUGUUUGAAAGCACGGUUGAAGGGGUUUCAUUUUAAUGGUCACCCACAGUGUCAGACGUCUGUGGAUAGACUCCAGAGAUAGAACUGAAUAACAUGUUUUAUAGUUAACUGUGCAUGUGUGGCUGUCGUUUGAAUGGGAAGGGAAGGGAGAGCGGGGGAUGAAGGAAUGAAGGGGGAUGUGUUAGGGGGGAUAAAGGCGCACGAGUGCUUAUUUUACUUUCGCUCUCCUUUUAAAUGCCUGCCACGCAGGACAUGAUUGACUCUGUUUCCUCACUGUUGACUCUAUUUCCAUUUUAUUUUCUACCUCCUACCUAGCUUAUCUUCCGUAAACACGGCUGGAAGAAAGUGACAUUCAAAUUCCCACGCUAUCGAGUGCUAGCGCAGCGGUACAACUUUGAUGACUACUCCUCAAAAGGAUCCACAGUACACCCAGCAAAGAAGUACCACAGGAACCUUGAAGCACAAAAUCAAUAUGCACUGGAAGGACCCUUACAAGAACAGGGACCUGCAGGUCUGUGUCCUUUAUAAAAAAAAAAUAUCGUACUUUUGUUUCUCACUUCUAGCUUGUAUUCUUUUUCUCGGUAGAAAUCUUUAAAAGCUCUUCAUUAUAGAAGAAUAUACUUGCUAUAAAUAUUUAUUGUUUUGCAGUCGAUGCUGAAGUGAAAGGGGAUGAAUUCUGGGAUUAUGACCAGCAAGUUGAUUUGGAAGGUUUCACAUCUGGUCGCUUCUAUGGAAUUUUAGCGAAGCAAUCACGUGAUAUAACUGGAGCAAUAGCCAGACAAAAAGAUCAGGCCAAACAACUUUAUCAGAAGAUCAAUCAACAGACCGAAUCCCUCAAAGGAUUAUGGAUCGCCAAACUUAACUUACGAGGUCGCACUGCCAUGGCAACGCCGGAGGACUUGAGAGCUUUUGAGGGCAAGAAAUCAGAGGUAAAGUGGAAGUCUGUUAUUGUUUGAUCUAAGAGGUACUAGAUCAUGUUAAAUCCGCCUAUUACAGGUCAGAGCCAAACAUAAAUGAUGAAUUGUUUUUACAUGUCCUUAUGAUUUUCAUAGCUUGAAGCCGAACUUGAGCGGAGAAAGGAGCUGGGCUUUAACUUCCAGCAGAUCCUACAGCGCCAGAAAGCCAUACUGGAAGAGGAUGAGGAAGCACGCGAGGCACACCUUGUGGCGUUUGAGGCGUCGUUGCGAGAAGCCAUCCGUACACUGAAGAGUUACAGUGAAAACAAAGGCAAGGGCGACAUGGCUGGAGACUUCAAUGAUCAGUUAGAACACAGGUAAGGCCGGCAUGGUUUUGAACCAUGACGGUUAGCCAAUUCACAUCCUUACUUACGGUCAUGAAGUUUUUCUAAUUUAAUGUCGUCCUGGUGCAAACAUGCCUUGCUAAGAUUUACACUCACUAAUUUUCACCCGUACCAUAUCCAUCUUCACAUCACCGAUAAGGUGACGAUCAGUAUUUUUGACCCUCUCCCCCUAACUGAGUUUCGCUUCUAGGCAAAUGUAACUCUUACCCUCCCCCCGAGGAAUAUUGUUCAUUCACACUCGCCGAAGUUUAAAACUUGCCGCCUCGGAAUCGGAAUUUUGCAUGUGUGAAGACGCUAUUGUUUAAGCCAUUUCAAAAAUGACCAAAAUGGCCAAUUCUACAACAGAAAACAGUACCUAUUUUUUUCGAAUUUGAUCCUCUUUUCUUGAUACGUAUUUGUACCAGUGCGUUAUGCGUCUAAGCCAGCCGUUUUAAAAUAGUCUUGAGGACAUCCAAAUUUCGAUGUUAUAACUAAGACAAAAGAACUGUGAUAACAAAACAGCAACAACAAUAAUAAGUUUCCCCUAAAUUCAUCUUCCGUGUACUCUUGUAGGGUUGGAAGCCGCGUCGAUGCAAUUAUCCAGCGGUUGUCUGUGGAAAUCCAAAGCGAAUGCCAGCGGCGCGGAACCUGGGCACUACUAGGUGACGUUACAGGCGCAAGGCUCUGCACUAUUGAAGGAGAGAUCCUGGGUCUGGAUUACUUGUUCAAUGGCGAUGGAACGAUUCGCGCCACAGAUAUCGUAUCUCAGGACACACAUACGGGACUUCUCAUACCCAAUCCUCAAACUGCUAACAUGUUGUUGGCUGAUAACGUCACUAACGUACCAGUCCCGCCCAACUUCUUUGUUCAUCAGAACAAUGGACGUGUUAUGCCCAUUGAAGGAAAUGUCGCGUAUGACCCACUUGCAUCACGUCUCACAAUUACCGCUGACAGCACUAAUGCAGACGCUGCCUCGUCAGCAGAGACACUUAUCCCAUACAUCCCGUAUCCGAACAAUCCCGAGACUGGUGUGCCUGUGAAGACAAGUCUGACUCCAGUGGAGAAGAGAGGAGAUAUGAGAUUAAAUGGAAGAAUAAUUUGUGGAAGGACUGGUCUACCUGCACCGAUUUUGGGAAUGACCAUUCAUCCCGAGACCGGUAAGUAGGAUUAUCCCCGCCCCCCCCUUUAACAACUAUCAAACUUCGUCAUAACUUCCAAGAGUGAAAAUUAAAAAUUCGUCACAUAAAAUAUUCAAUGAACUGGGGCUUUGAAAGAGAUAUCUACUGUAACAAUCGUGUAUUUAUUUUUCUGUUACAUCAGGCAAUGCUUAUCCAAUUGGUGGUUGCCAUCCCGACCCAGUCACUGGACUUCCGGUUGCUAUAGAGCUCGGUUCCAUGAUGCUUGAUCCAAACACCGGUCGCCCAGCACCCAUUGUAGGAGUCACCAUUGACCCUAGGACAGGUAAUGUUAUUCCUCUGGGUGGUAGUCCAGGAGAUUCAGAUAGAGGUGACGAAAUUCCAGUCCUGCUCGGUGAUUCUUUCACGGAGCCUCUUUCUGGGAGACCUCUAAAAGUAACUAGUGCCAGGUUGGUGGAUGAUGGACAAGAGAGGGAACUGGAACCAAUGGGAGGUGGAUACCAAUAUGUCUUAGAUGUUGGUGAGCUGUACUAUGAAUACCGCGUUCUAGAUGCCCUGGAGGCGCUUAAGGAAGCUGUAACUGGGCCAGAUGACUUGGACGGUCGUCAGGAACUCAGCAUGUUGGAGACUGCGCAGAAAGAUUUACAGCGUGGACGCUCAAAGGUGAUGACCUACAUCCUGCGAAACGUUCAUGACAUCAUGCGCCGCGAGGAGCGCUGCUCUCUGCUGGCUGACAGUGGUGGGAGCCCAGGCAUGUACGAGUUCUCAGCCACCGGUCAGUUGCUCCCCAUACUAGUGGGCACCACAAUGCGAGACCCCUCAGGUACGGAUCUUGAUGUGCCAAUUCUGGGAAUCGAUAAGAAUCACGAGACAGACACGGUGAUCCCCUUGGGAGGCUCCCUAGAGGACCCAGGUGGUGAUGGAUUGGUUCCUAUUAUGAUUGGAGAGAAGGCUGUGGACCCCGUGACUGGUGCGCUUGCUACCAUCUGUGGCGUGAAGAUGAAUCAGGAGUUUGGCGUGACAGAGCCUGUCACGCUUUCAUCUAGUCCUCAGAGAAAGCGACGUCCACCCCCAGGAUCGGUAAGUAUUGCAAAAGUCUCUUACCCAGGUUCUCUCUUUCGUUGAUUGGUGUCAGGAAGCUAAGGAAUGAGGUUGUCGUGAAGCUGCAUACAAGGCUGGGUAAUUAGGCUUUCCAAACACCAAUCAAUUGAUGAAAAUCUGUUUCAACUCUCCUCAGACACAACAAGGAAGCGUUUUUUAGUCGUUGUGUUUAGUUUAUUUUAGUAAUAUUAGUCUUAAUUAAUUGCCAAAAGCAUUUUUAAAAAUUUGGUGUUGAAGUGAAAGGUGUCAGAUCAAAACGGAAGGGGAAGAUUGAGGCGGUUAAAAAGGUAUGGAACUCUUCUGAAUGCAGAGAGAGAGAAACAAGGAGAUACUGCAUGUCCUUUAGCUGGCUUUCGAAGUUUCCACCUUAAAUAUGUGGGUAGUGCCUCACCUCUCAUAUAUCCGCGUUUCGCGUCUUCUUCCUUGAACCUGAUUAUACCUUUGCUUGUGAACUGUAGGUUGCCCUGUUGGAGGAGGAACUGGCAGGCCGCCGUAGUUUCUGGCGUCGGCAGCGACAUCGUGAAGAUGAACUGACUGAAGUGGAGGCUAACUUAUACAGACAGCUGAUGGAGGAUGAACACGUGACAGCUUAUCAAGUACAUGAACAACUCGAGAACAUAAAAGAGGGUAAGUGACUUGUUUCUUACCAGAACUGGUGUAUGGAGCGUAUUCAUACUCCCACUAAUACGCCUCAACUAGCUUGGCAUCUAUGCUUGUGGACAUUACCCAUUAGCCCCUCAAACAAGGUUACUAGCGCAUGAUGUUAGUACAAAGCAUAAAGAUCGUCCCCCUCUUUUCCAUUGCAAAGCGGCUGAUAUUUGUUAUAAACUCUGUCACUUCCCUCCUUGUUAUUGUAAUGAAUUUAACUCAAAUAAAACUGUUUUCAUAGAAACUGUGUCUCUGGCUGAUGCUGCUCAUCGUGAAGUCCAGCGGCGAACAGAAGCCUCAGUGGAUCACGCGGCCGGCUUGCCUCCUGAUAUUGUAGCUGUUCUGACCAUGUUUGAUGCCUUGGAGAGACAGAAAGAAGAAAGUCAUAAUACUGCUCACAAACGCUUUGCUGAUGCCAUCACCCGCUUCUUUGAUAAACUGCAGACUGAGGAGACCAAGUAUAACAACAGGAUGGAGGAACUACAGGUAGGAUUUUGGCUUUUUGAGGAGUAAGUGUUCAGUUUUCCGGAAAAAAGGUUUCUGGGAAACUGCCCACCUAUCCCUCCCCCGAGCCAUCAUUUUGCCAUAAGUGAGAAGUGAGUGUUAAUGUUGGCUUAGGGGAGGGGUAGGAGGGCAGUUUCCCAGGAACCUAAAUUGAUCCCCUGGUAUGGAGGAGCCCUUAGCUUUUGGGCAAUGAUGAGCAUUUAGCAUUUAUUGACAACAGCCGUCAGCCGCUUGUGUGAUGGUUUAAGGAGUUACUAACCUAUUUAACUCGUUGGGUUUCUCCAGGGAGCACUGAAUCCCGAGGCAGAAGCCGCGGUUACUGAGCGCUUCCAGCAAGCCAAGGCUAGGUUACGUGGGGAAUUGCAAGAUCAGCUUCAGAGCCGCAUGGAACAGUUGGAUGAAGAGCACGCGAAUCUUGAAUACGUCAGAAACAAAGCUGAGAUCUCCGCUUUGGAAGCUAAGGUAGACAUGUUAUAUUCCCUGUAAAAAGCAGUAGCAUAUAUUGCUUAGUGGUCAGUGUUAAAUGUUGGGGUGAGGUAACCUUUUUACAAACAUUAGACGCAGGUUUUAAUACCAAAAUUCAAGAAAACAAGAAGUUUUUUGGUAACCGUGUUGGCCAGGAUCGGAAAGGUCAGCAAUUAUUGCUAAUUUUUAUUUCCUUUUUUUGUAUCCAGCUUAUCCUAACAGGAGGCGCAGUGAUCGCCGGUGAAUAUGAAGUCAUAUUGCCUGGUAUUUACGGUGAUGAUCUUCCUUUGCCGGAGUCCAACAGAGAGCUGUUGCCACUUCUUCAGCGCCUUAUCCGCUUGUUGGAAGAGGGCAUGCCAGUAUUGAUGAACUCCGCUGGACAGGUUGUCGGAGGUGGAUACGCUGUGCUUGGCGGCGGUGCUAAGUUUGAUGUCAUUAGCGCCGGUGGAGCUGCCGCUGGUGGCAGUGGAACUGACAGAGUCACUGCUAUUGGUAUGUAGGAUUCUAAACUGCAAACAGUUUUUUUAAAAUUAUUGCCCAGCGAGCAUCGAGGAAAACAUGACUGUUUUGAGGUCUAGUUAGAUCGUGUCUCAUUGGACUUAUCUCUAGUGUAUUUUGCGGUCUGUAGUAUCAAAAACACGUGACAUAUGUUUUUGGCUAUCUGUCCAGAAUGACACAACAUAUUCUUUGGAGCAAAGGUUAGCGUUAGGGUGAAUUCUCUCAAGCCUUUCACUUCCAGAGAGAGACUGUCUUGUGAUGGUGUGACCAUUCAAAUGAAACCUCUUAAAAACUUUCACAUGGUACUAUUUGUUUUAAGCAUUUUGCAAGAUGUCACUUAGAAAUUUUGGCCAACUUUUACAGUGAAAAGAUUAAUUUGGUCGUAUUUUGUGUUAUUUAGGACCUACAUUGUUGAUGUCCCCAACAAGCGUUACCUCUGAAAGAACUCAACAGGCGUCAGCUAUGAUGUUAGCGCCACAGCACACGCCGAUGGGUACAACCAUCUCUGCCACAGAAAUCCUUUCUAAAGUAGAGGUUGGACAGAUGGGAGAAAAGUUCAGCUCUGAGGCUGUAAACAUCGCUGAAAUCGCCGCAUCGGGCGGGCUGACAGAAGAGAAGCGAAAAGAGAUUACAAAGAACCUCAUGGAGAAGCAUACGCUUGAAUGCGCACAGUUGGAGAAUGAACUCAGGACGAAUGAGAUAAAGGUGAUAUCUGAGGUUAUACAGGCGUAUGAGGAGAGGAAGAGCAAAGCUGUCGCUGAUUUACAGGUAAAGCUCGUUGUUAACGGUGCUUUAAGGGUAUUGUGUUAAAUCAUAAGUCUGUGUUUGUCUUGAUAACAGAAAAAUACUUCGGAACAGGGUCUUGUUUUAUCCCGCAUGUUCACAAACAUCUGUAACUGAGCAGACACAGAGCAAAAUUUGUUUAACUGAUCCGGGGAUGACGCAUACCUUACUUUAAACUAUUUCAGGAGGAGCUGAAAGAGAGAUUACGAAAAGCCGAGAACGAAGAUGAGAAAGAAGCACUGAUAAAGGAAUACUCAGACAAGAUGGCGGCUGCUCAAGACAAUAUUGAACAACAAAAACAGAAGAAGUUGCGAGAUGUCAGAAAACUUUUGAAAGAAGAGAGAAAGAGGCGCAAGAAAGAGCUUUUCAAGUAUGUCUUUUAGUCGUGUUUUACUUACUUUUAAGGUUUUACAAGAAAAACUAUUUGCAAGCUAAGUAAUUCUUUUAUAACUGUGUCUGAUUUUUCCCGCCGUUUUAGCCGCCACAAGGAGGAAGCCCGCGCAGCAGGAGUCAGUGACGUUGUCGAUCUCGAUCUCCCGGAUGAAGACGAACUUGACAAAGAGCUGAUUUUAUUGGCUCAGCAACAAGAGAAACUAUUGGCUGAAUUGGCGUUGGCGUAUGAGCAGGAGAGUGAGCGGGAAAGAGAGGAGAUGGAGUCUGGAAGGCGGGAGGCGUUUGAUAAAGAGAUGGAAGCUCGUGUUCGAGCCAUGAACUUGUCAGUGGCUCCAGAAGAGAUCGAGGGUGCAUUUGAAGAGGUCAGAGAGGUGAGGAAACACAAACAGUUCGGAAAGAACAGCUCAAUUGUUUUCAGUGGCAUGCUCACUCUGCGUGAAUUGUACACAGACAUUUGAGUACCACUGUAGCUGACUGCUAAAGCCCUUUCUCUUGUAUGGUCACACACAGCGAUUUCAUCCAUCGACUUAAAAUUAGAACCCCUUUGUAGGGCAUAGUAAACAGUACCACAGGAAAUAAUUGUUCAGUAGCUUUCAUUUUAGACUGCAAAACAGUCGGGUUUUUUUCUUAAAAUCGGUCCAGCGUAGCGUAAGACUCUCAUGCGCGAAGUGCGCGAACGUCUCUCCCCAGUCUUGCUCUCCGUUGUCGCUUAUUGGCUAAAUCAAAUCAUCACGGUAGUUCAACACUGUCUUUCAGGAAGAGGGUUUUCAUGCUUAGUUUUUUGUUUUGUUUUGUUUUGUUUAGCUUCACUCACGAGCAGCUUCCAGAAGAGUCAACAUGAAGGAGAAGAUGAAGGAACGCAAGGAACGUAAGAGAUCCAAAAAGACUGAAGAGGAACUGAAAGAGGAGCUAAAACACGUGAAACCCGGGUCCCCUGAGGAAGCUGAGAUUCUGGAGGCACUGGAACAGAGAGAGAAUGCAGACAUGCACAGAGAACAGGCAGCAUUGCUUGCUGUUUUGGCUGAAGUGGAGGCUGAACAGGAAGACACGAAACGAAAACAGGUGUGAAUUUAAUCUUACGUUUGCUUCGUUUGGACGUCGCAGGUAUAAAUAAAACUGAUUUGGCUAUUUUUUCCUCGAGAGGAAGGAUGAAGAGAGUUAUCCCCAAACCCUCUCUCACUGCUUGCACAUCUCUGCCCGUCUCUUUGAUAUUUAAAAGUUCGAGACAAAUGAAAGACGGCUAUGGAUCAGUCUGUCAGUCAGUCAGUACUGAUUGGUCUGGUACGGAUAGGCUUCAUUUCCAUUUGGCUCUGAGUUUUUCAUUUGUCCCACCCACCUGCUACUCUCACAGUUUCUACUAUUAUAAUUGUACAAGACGCAAUUUGAAUUUGGUAAAGAUGCUUUUCUUUCUCUCUUUUCUCCAAGGUUGUACAAAAUCUGUUGAAGAAAACUGAGAUGACUGAAGAAAAACAAAAGCAGAUCGUUGCCAAAUACUUGGAAGAAGCAGAAGAAAUGAAAGAACGGUAUAACGAUAUGCAGAAACACAGCAGAGCUGUGCUGGCAGCCAAACUUGCGGCUAGAAGACGGCUGAAGGAGGACAUGAGAAAGGAACAAGCUAUGAAGAAGGAACUCAAAGAGAUGGCCAAGAAACAGGUAGAUUAUCAAAGGAACAAUACAAAGUUUGGAUAUUUCUUUUAGCAUUGAAUGCAUUGAGCUGCGAUAUUGUUUAGCUAGUUCUCGCAACUUCGCUCAGCGCGGUCCGUUCUUCGUAUUUUUGUCUGAUAAUGAUCCAAAACGUGGAUAACGACUUCUGUAAUGAUUUGUCUAUUCCCCACUUCAGAAACCCUAAGACGAAUGGGUACAAGCUUUUGGUGCAGUGAUUUCUGGGAUUGUUUGGGUGGACAAGCGUUGGUUAUGAUUGGUCGAUGGUAUUCAAGGCAACCAAUGACCAAUCAUAAGUAAGGCUAGUCUACCAAAAUGAUGCUAGAAAUCGUUAAGCUGAAAGCUCGUACCCAUUCCCCUUGAGGUUCUGGAGAGGGGAAUAGAGUUGACUGUAUUCUCUCGUCCAUCAGGCUGAGUUAUCCGGUGAUCAAGCCACUCUUCAGGUGUUAGAAGCAGCAGACGCACAAGUAUCAGAAGAGGUGAACAAAGAACUAGAGCGUCUGGCUGAACAACAGAUUGAGCAGCAAACUGCUCUGGAAGUAAAACAGGCGGAGGAGAUGAUGGCCUUAGAGGAAGAGCUUAAGAACGAAGAAAUGUCUGGCGGCCAUCAAGUUGUUGAUCAGAUUGAGGAACAAAAACUCAAGGUGGGUUAACAGCUUGAACGACUGGCGUAAGGAGAAAUCCGCUUAAUCGUUCACCACAGAUACGUAAGAGAUCAUUGUUGUGACGGUGGCAUGAAUACCAUAUCCUUAGUAAUAACAAGAGUGUUUGAAAAGCUGGAUUUGACAACGGGAAAAGUGUUAAAUCAAUCUGCAAUCAGUCCGAUUUACAUUUUUCCAUGCCUCGUGUCUGGAUAUCCCAAAGUAACACUCUUCCUAUUGCUUUUUAACCUUAUUUAAACCCGAUUUACUCCUGGCAAAACUUGCAACACUUUAGAAGAUCAGUUUCGUAACUAAUUUAUUUGUUAUUGUGUAGCUGAUCGAAGCAAAGAAGGAGACGUUUCAAAAGGAGAUGUCUCGCAAGCGGGACGACUUGUCACAAGAACAAGCCGACAUGUUGCUUGAACAGCACAAACAAGAAUUGGAGUUCCUUUCACGCAGCAUGGAAGUUGAGAAGCAGCGACAGUUAGCUUCACUGGGUGACAAGAUCGCUGAGAGAAAGAAGCGCAAGGCAGCAGCACUACAACAAAGACACAAAGCUGAGAUGGCAAAGGAAACGAUGAACCAACAGGACCAGAGACAGAAAGUCGAAGAUGACAAGGUGAAUACUGUCAAAAUUGAAAGGAAAAGUCAUUGAAAAUUUCACCUUGUAUCUAGCCUACCACGCAGACGUUGGUAUAAUUUCGGCAUAACGAUCGAGAAUGCGUAACGUCUGCGUCGAAGGUUAAAUCAUCUUCUUCUUUCGCCCACCCCUCGACCCGUCUACCCGUCUCCCCCACCCCUCUAAAAAAAAUAAACGACAGGGAUGACAAAAAUAUUCAUCGAUAUGGCUGUUUUAACUUGUCUUUGUUCAAUCAUAGAUUCGCGAAGCUCAGAAGUCAGCCCUGAUUAAUGCGGUUCAAAGCCUGGACAGUGAGCAGGCAGGGAAUACUAUUUACCAGGUGUUACAACAGAGGCACAUGCAUGAGAGGGUGAAGCUUGAGGAACAGUUUAACCGGGAGAUUGACGCUGCCAAGGCCGAAGCGCGGGCUCAAAUGGCCGAGAAUCGCCAACUGGAGAGAGAAGAAGUGGUAGCUCAACAAGAAAAGGUGAGAAAUAUGUCGUGUAUCGACGACUUAAGUUUCACUCAAAGAUAAUCAUACGUUUGAUAUGCAAGAAGCUGUACAGCGCUUAGUUCUAUUAAACUAAACAUUUGCCUUUAGGAAUUCAUGGAGCUGAUUGCGAAGUCCAACUCGAUGAGCACCGCCGAACUGUCUCAGAAGAAGGCUGAACUUAAGUUACAGCAUAAGGUAUUUAACGUACUCUUUCGGUUUGUAGUUCUUUUCCAUGUUCACCAAAUCCAAAGUGUAAUCUUUUGACUUUUAUUGAUAAGACUUUCUUAAGCCGAAACUUGUUUACAGAAAAUUGUACCUUAAAAGCUUUGAGACUUUGUUCGUUUACAGUUUUGUUUCAUUUCAAAGUUAUUUUCUUCAAAGUCAUUCAAAGUCAUUUUCUUCAAUCAUCAAACAGAAACAACUCGCCCAGUUUGACGCGGAAACUCAACAGAAAAUGGCCCAAGCCGAAAUGGAUACCUUACCUUCUUUGGAGGUCAAACACGCGCAUGCCAGACUCGAACUUCGAGAAAGACAGCUGCAGGAACUCGCUGGUACCAUGAGCGAACUUUCAACUGAAGAGGUAUGAAUGUUUCUUUUAAAAAAAGUGUUUUGUUUUGUCUGCCUGUUAUGCCUCCAGUCUUCAUUGCUUUCAUUUAUUGAAAUCCAAAACAACGCCCAUGUACUCCGUGUUAAAAUGGAAGUCUCGUCUGCUUCAUUUGUGUGAUGACACACCACAGACCCCUGCUUGACUAAAACUUUUGCCCUUUUCCUUCGCUUUAUCGCGAGUUGCAUGUUUCACGCUCUUUGUAUGUGUUACACGUUUGCUUCAAUGAGCAAGGGUUGCAUAGUUUAUCACUCUUUUCACGAGUUACAUAUCCUCUGGCGCUUUAAACUGAUUCUGUUUCUGCGCUUGCUUCUAACAGUCCCGUGGAACACAAUGUAUAAUAAGGCCAUUCUUGUUUUUUCCGUUGUACGGUAGGAGUUGAUCAAAAACUACGCGGAGGAAGCCGAGCGUGCCUCACAAGCAGCCAAAGAAUAUCGCGACCAAACCAUGUUUGAAAUGGCGGAGAAGAUCAACAGAAUAAAAGCUGAACGGCAACAGCAGAGCGAGGAACAAAAGAGGAAAAUGGACGAAGAAGUCAAGUAAGAAAUAACAGUUUGAGUGUGUUACUUUUAAAAACAAAUGAUUGGUUUAAUGAUUAGUAGCAACAAUGCUUUACGUAUCCUACGGGACGACGAAAAUAAACUUCAGCUAACCUUGUUGUGAAAUGUCUCUUUCAGGCGCCUUGAGGCUGAGCUGGAGAAAGAAAGAGAGCGCGAGGAACUGAGACUUGCGGACAGAGAGGCGGAGAGAGCUGCUAAACGGGUGAAGGCGGCACAGGAAGCAGACGCUGCUAAGCAACUGGCAAUGGCUCAGAGAGGAAUGACGGAAGACGAAAAGGAGGUCAGUAAAACGGUCCACUCAGGGGUGGUGCUGGGAUGAACAGUAGAGUUGAAUGAAUGGGCGGGGGAGGAGAAAAGUCAAUUGAAGGGCUCUUUAAGAGACGGGUUGGGGUAACUGUAAAGAUGAAUGUAUGGGUCAUAGGUAUGUAACUGUAUGGUUUAAUAAUAAAAGAGUCAGAGGAGGGAAAGUCGGGACUCCAAAUGCUUGGUAGGGGACCACGGGAGAAGGGGAAGGUAGAGAAGAGGUGCACUAAGGGAGGACUAGAUGUUUCAGUAAUGAUUCGUUUUUAUCCGUUUUCAUGCGUUAUAAUGCUUAGUAAUAGACAGAGUGCAAUAAGCUAAGUGGACUAUUGUACAGGUGCAGAACAAAUGCAAACAAAGAAAACAAGAGGUCUAGGGAAAUUUUUUUAGGAGCUCUCUUGAAUACAAUUUUCGUUCUUUCUGUGAUGUUUAGAAACUUAUGAAGGAGCACGAGGAAAACAUGGCUAAAUUCGAAGCAAACCUAAAGAAAGAACAAGACCGAACAAAGGCUGCUCUCCGCGAGAAACUUGAGGCAAGAAGAAAGAAAAAGAAAGAAGACGAAAUGAAGAAGAUCAAGGCAACAGCUAAGGUUGAAACGGAGGCUGCUGAACAGAAAGAAAGAGAAGAAAUGACGGCAUUACAAAAAGAAGGAGCGGAGCUUCUAAAAGCAAGCACGCCAGCUGUUCCAAGGGCUCCCUCGGACACACGAAAGAAGGCAACAGGUAAUAAACACUAACAAUACACAAUAAUCAGUUGAUGAUUAGAGAAACAGUGUGCAGUUCCAUGCUAUGUAGUUAAAUUUACUUCUUUACACUUUUCUCUUUCUUAACACUUUCCUUUUCUGUGCACAUAUGUCUACAAAUCAUGAUAAUUUCUUACCUUUGAUAAUGAUGAAAUGAAGACCUCGAAACAUUUAGUUACUGUCGUACUGCUGAUUUUUGUUUUAAAUUUUAAAUAGUUCUCAGAAGAUUAAAUUGUCAAUCUUUAACCUUGCCUUUAGACGAGCUCCCUAUCACAGAAAGCUUACUUACCUCAGCGGAUAGCCAAGUUAGCGCAGGCGCUACACCAGUAAUCACUGCUGGACUGCCUGCAGGCGUAUCAGAACAAGACUGGGUCUCAAUGCUGAUUGGUUCUCCAAUCUUCGACAGCGUAAAUGAGAUUGAAAACAUGUUGAAAAAUAACAUUGGCGAGGGAGGAGUAGCUGGGGCAAAAGGCGGGCGGCCCUACAUUGAUAUCAAAGACGCUCAGUGGUACUGCCGGGGAGACUUGGUACCUGUGGACAUCAAUGAACUGAGCCCGGCCAACUUCGUCGUCUAUCGCUUCGGAGUUUUUAUCACUCAGAUGUUGCAAAAAGCCAUGGACACACCGGAAGUGACGUUGCUCCUUGCUUCUAAUUUGCCUCCAAACAAUUAUGAACGAAACGCCUUCCGGAAUUCAUUUUUCUACGAGCAUGCACGCAGGGUGUUGUUUGUGCGACAAGAAAGAAUGGAGUCCGUUGGUGACUUCUUGGUAGUGAUUAUGCAUGCCUUAUCGCACAUAAAGAUUGAUGAUCUCGUUGACGAUCAGAACCCACUUUUCCUGAGAGAAUUCUAUAAGGUAGUAACUUUUUAUCCAUGUUAAUUUACGUCUCACGGAGUUUUCAGGGAACUUUGUUUUUUAGAUACAGUCAGCUGUUUCUAAUUCGGAAACCUUUGGGACCGCCACAGUAAGUGUCCCGUCUUAGGGUGAUGUCAAAUAAAGGGAAUAAAGAAAGGCGGGGACCAGCUCUAGGCGUUCGUUUUACGGAGGUCUCCGUCCUAAAGAGAUGUCCGCCAUUAGAGAGAGAUGUCAACUGUAGUUUUUAUCGCGAAUUUCAUCUACCAAAGAAGUCCCUGAAAAUUGGUGAGCCAAAAUUAGACGCUAAAAAUGGUGUUUUUGAUUCUCUGACGACAGUUAGUUUUCUGUACAAAAAAGGUGGUCCCUUGAAUAAACUGUUCCUGAAAGCGCUAUGGAAGUUAGUGUCCUUGUAGUUGGCUUUUUCUUACUAUUGUUUGAUUACGUUCUUUCUUUAACCCUUUUGAGCUGGGUAGCACAUUUUUAAAUAAAGUCCGAUUUCUCGUUUUGUUUUACCUUACAACUAUUGUCCAACGUUUUCUUUUCCUCGGUCUUAGUGUAUUAUCUUUGAUCCUAGCUUUUCUGCCUUUCUUUAUUGAUAUAUUGUUUUCCUGAUUUUCCAGGCGUUCCGUAUUUGUUGUCAAGACUUGUUCUUUGCGCGCUCCCGGAACACACCCACUGCCCAAGGACUUGUGGGUAAUGUGUCAAGCGCCAAUCCGCUUGAGGCGGCUUUCAAGCCGGCGAGGUCAAUGACCGAGCGUGUCAAUGUAGUGGGAGAACUGGUGAACAUUAAGGUGUCCAGUCCAGUCGAUGCUGACUUUUCAAUACAAGUACGUUAGCUUUGACAUAUGAUCAAUAUCAAUAUUUCUUAGCUUAAUUUUGGAUAAUAUUUGUGGUACGCAAUUAUGUAGGCUCAUCAGUUUUCUGUCUAUUAUCCUUCAGGGAGUCACAGAACGUCUUGCUAGGAAGAACGCAUUCCUCACCCGGGCCAAACUGAAGGAGUACCUCUCAUCUGCACAUGCGCCGUCUUCGAGGAAAGAAGAAUUCGCCAUGACGAGGCUCAAAGAGCUAAGAGGCGAGAAGACUGGAGAGGAGAAGAGGUGAGUUUUGAACCAUUUGAUGCGCAAUUUUUCUUCGCCCUUCAGACGUGCUUCGUUCAGUGAAUUUUCUGGCAUUUACUGAAAGUUAAUUCGAAGUUAGGAAGGCUUUUCCCAUUAGUUCUUUUUCCUUUACUCGCUCACUCAUUCAUUCAUUCGUUCAUUAGUUUAUUCAUUCUCCUUUCUGGUCGUCUCCAUCCGUUUAUUCAUCGAUUUCCGGAAAAUAAUAGGUACGAUAGCUAAUACGAAAACUACCUCUUAAUAAAGAGUUCUCUAAAGGUAGAGUAAGAAAAUUCUGGAUUGUCAGGAGCCAACAACUUCCUUUUACUUGUGUCACGGCGUUGUCACCGACUAUUUUAUUUUUAAGAACGAUUUUAGCAUAUCUUUUAAGUCCCACAGAGCAGUCAGCAAAACCGUGGCACGUGAUUUUUGACCUUUAAAUGACGUUUAGUUUUCGUUUGUUUUGGUAUCUUAUACUUCGAUUACCCUCAUAGACGGAGCAGAGCCUCCAUUUUGGUGGAAAAAACUGCUCUAAAAUGUAUCUAAAAAUAAACCGGUCGUUGAAAACGCCGUGGUGUAGGCCAAGUAUGGGAGUUGCUCGCUCUCUGUUAUGGGCUCCUUUGAUUGUACCAAUACGAGAUUCUACAACUGAUGUCAUUGCCAUUUCCAAUCUAGACCCAAGUCUCGUACGGCGGGCGUCAAAACAGGUAUGAAAUCACCGAAGGAACUUCUCGAGAGGCAAAUCAACGAUCUAGAAGGACGCGUGGACUCCCUUAAUUCUGAGUUGGCUCAAGUGUUGAAAACUGAGUCUGACCUGAAUUUCACCAUUAACGAAAUGGAAAAUGACAGUAAUAUAUCAGACGACAGGUUACAGGUCUUGCGACAACAGCUCAACAGUGCUGAACAGCGCAAAGACAAUCUGUUGAACAAAGUAGACUAUCUCGAGGAAGAAAUCAAUAAGAAGAGCAAAGAGUUAAAGGCCUUAAAAUGAGUAGGGACUGGGGUGAGUAACUAUUAGAGACCGCUUGGCUUAAACGUUCACUCUUUCGACGAAGAUUAAGGUGUUCUUUAGCGAGUUAAAUGGUUAAACACCAAGAAAUAUUUUUUGUAGAAUGGAACAUUUUUAAAGAUCAAAGCUAAUUGUAGUAGAUUUAAACAAUAUUUCAUGUAAAUAGUAGUAGAUUAACUGACUCAAACAAUAACUGAAGGAUAGUUUAGUUACAGGAUAUUUAUUUAGGCUUGCUUGUAUUGUAUUUAUAGUUGAAAGUGAAUGCCUUUCGAAGUGAAUUAUUCUUUUUUUGUCUUUUCUUGUCAAUUAACAAAUACUCCCAAUUUUCUUAAUUUAUGGGAUGUGUUAAAGCAAUAUAAUUUUGUCGACACUCAGAACUCAAAUUUGUCACUACUAAUUGUCCAUGAAUUAUCUUUAUAUAGUUGACGAAAUUUUCAAUAUUUUUGUAUCUUAGUGUUCAUUUUCUUAUCCAUUUACAAAUU